Coregonus sp. 'balchen' is the source of this 72185-nucleotide messenger RNA. NCBI's taxonomy places the organism in Eukaryota, Metazoa, Chordata, Actinopteri, Salmoniformes, Salmonidae. The record is from the annotation of a GenBank genome assembly.
CUGCAUUCCUAGGUCCAUCGCCUUCACCAGCUCCUGAGGAUACAUCACUGCUAAACCCACAACCAGCACUGGGUCUGAUGUCCAGCCCUGCCCAUACAACACUGCCUGAUCCAGCACUGGACCAGAUCUGGGCCUACCGCUGGCUCCGGAUCUGGAUGAACAUCGAGCCCCCGUGGGAGAGCCACCACCUAACCAAAGCUCUCUCCCUGUUCCGGUCAAAUAGGAUGCCUCCAUGGGAUGGCCUCCUCCACCAGCCUGGACACCUCCGGCAGCACGGGCAUGGACCGCCCUGAGUCCGGCUGGACAGCCCGGCCUCACAGUCACUGUGAGCACCUUGUCCUUCACUGCCUGCUCCAUUCAUGCCACGGAAGAAGUCCGAUUGCACAUUCUGAUAAUCAAAGCAACUAGAUCACAUGCAUUUGACUGACUGGUCACAUAGCUCACAGUGUAUACUCUUAGAAAAAAAGGUGCUAAGUUGAACCAUAUAGGGUUCUUCGGUUUGUCCCAAUAGGGGAACCCAUUUUGGUGAUAGGUAGAACCCUUUGCAGACGGUUCUACGUAGAACCCUUUAUGCAGGGUUCUUCAUAGAACCUCCUGUAAAUGGUUCUACCUAGAACCCUCUAUGCAGGGUUCUUAAUGGAACCCCCUAUAAAUGGUUCUACCUAGAAACUCCUGGUUUACAGGCCACAUCAGGCCUGCAAGUCACAUUAUGCUGGCUUGCAAAGUUAUGUGUAAUUCCUAUUGGAAUCCAGCCAGAGUGAGGAGAUUCAACAAUUUGAACUUUUAAUCACUUGCAAUCUACAUUCAAAAUGACUGCCAGGGUAGGGAAGAUUGACUAAUGGGACGACAUAAGUCAUCUCAACUAGAACAACUACAGUGCAUUCGGAAAGUAUUCAGACUCCUUGACUUUUUCCACAUUUUGUUACGUUACAGCCUUAUUCUAAAACAUUUUUUUUAUUUUUUAUAAUCCUCAUAAAUCUACACACAAUACCACAUAAUGACAAAGCGAAAAACAGUUUUUUUAGAAAUGUUUGCAAAUGUAUUAGAAAUAGAAAACAGAAAUACCUUAUUUACAUAAGUAUUCAGACCUUUUGCUAUGAGACUCGAAAUUGAGCUCAGGUGCAUCCUGUUUCCAUUGAUCAUCCUUGAGCUGUUUCUACAAUUUGAGUCCACCUGUGGUAAAUUAAAUUGAUUGGACAUGAUUUGGAAAGGCACACACCUGUCUAUAUAAGGUCCCACAGUUGACAGUGCAUGUCAGAGCAAAAACCAAGCCAUGAGGUCGAAGGAAUUGUCCGUAGAGCUCCGAGACAGGAUUGUGUCAAGGCACAGAUCUGGGGAAGGGUACCAAAAGAUUUCUGCAGCAUUGAAGGUCCCCAAGAACACAGUGGCCUCCAUCAUUCUUAAGUGGAAGAAGUUUGGAACCACCAAGACUCUUCCUAGAGCUGGCCGCCCGGCCAAACUGAGCAAUUGGGGUAGAAGGGCUUUGGUCAGGGAGGUGACCAAGAACCUGAUGGUCACUCUGACAGAGCUCCGGAGUUCCUCUGUGGAGAUGGGAUAACCUUCCAUAAGGACAACCAUCUCUGCAGCUCUCCACUAAUCAGGCCUUUAUGGUAGAGUGGCCAGACGGAAGCCACUCCUCAGUAAAAGGCACAUGACAGCCCGCUUGGAGUUUGCCAAAAGGCACCUAAAGACUCAUUUACAUUUACAUUUACAUUUUAGUCAUUUAGCAGACGCUCUUAUCCAGAGCGACUUACAGGAGCAAUUAGGGUUAAGUGCCUUGCUCAAGGGCACAUUAACGUCAUUUAGCAGACGCUCUUAGCCAGAGCGACUCACAAAUUGGUGCGUUCACCCUAUAGCCAGUGGGAUAACCACUUUACAAUUUGGGGGGGGGGGGGGGGGGGGGUUUAGAAGGAUUACUUUAUCCUAUCCCAGGUAUUCCUUAAAGAGGUGGGGUUUCAAAUGUCUCCGGAAGGUGGUGAGUGACUCCGCUGUCCUGGCGUCGUGAGGGAGCUUGUUCCACCAUUGGGGUGCCAGAGCAGCGAACAGUUUUGCCUGGGCUGAGCGGGAACUAUGCUUCCGCAGAGGAAGGGGAGCCAGCAGGCCAGAGGUGGAUGAACGCAAUGCCCUCGUUUGGGUGUAGGGACUGAUCAGAGCCUGAAGGUACAGAGGUGCCGUUCCCCUCACUGCUCCAUAGGCAAGCACCAUGGUCUUGUAGCGGAUGCGAGCUUCAACUGGAAGCCAGUGGAGUGUGCGGAGGAGGGGGGUGACGUGAGAGAACUUGGGAAGGUUGAACACCAGACGGGCUGCGGCAUUCUGGAUGAGUUGUAGGGGUUUAAUGGCACAGGCAGGGAGGCCAGCCAACAGCGAGUUGCAGUAGUCCAGACGGGAGAUGACAAGUGCCUGGAUUAGGACCUGUGCCGCUUCCUGUGUAAGGCAGGGUCGUACUCUCCGAAUGUUGUAGAGCAUGAACCUGCAGGAUCGGGUCACCGCCUUGAUGUUGGCGGAGAACGACAGGGUGUUGUCCAGGGUCAUGCCUAGGCUCUUCGCACUCUGGGAGGAGGACACAGCGGAGUUGUCAACCGUGAUGGCGAGAUCAUGGAACGGGCAGUCCUUCCCCGGGAGGAAGAGCAGCUCCGUCUUGCCAGGGUUCAGCUUGAGGUGGUGAUCCGUCAUCCAUACUGAUAUGUCUGCCAGACAUGCAGAGAUGCGAUUCGCCACCUGGUUAUCAGAAGGGGGAAAGGAGAAGAUUAGUUGUGUAUCGUCAGCGUAGCAAUGAUAUGAAAGGCCAUGUGAGGAUAUGACAGAGCCAAGUGACUUGGUGUAUAGGGAGAAAAGGAGAGGGCCUAGAACUGAGCCCUGGGGGACACCAGUGGUGAGAGCACGUGGUGCGGAGACAGCUUCUCGCCACGCCACUUGGUAGGAGCGACCGGUCAGGUAGGACGCAAUCCAGGAGUGAGCCGCGCCGGAAAUGCCCAGCUCGGAGAGGGUGGAGAGGAGGAUCUGAUGGUUCACAGUAUCAAAGGCAGCAGACAGGUCUAGAAGGACAAGAGCAGAGGAGAGAGAGUUAGCUUUAGCAGUGCGGAGAGUCUCCGUGACACAGAGAAGAGCAGUCUCAGUUGAAUGACCAGUCCUGAAACCUGAUUGGUUUGGAUCAAGAAGGUCAUUCUGAGAGAGAUAGCAAGAGAGUUGGCUAAAGACGGCACGCUCAAUAGUUUUGGAAAGAAAAGAAAGAAGGGAUACUGGUCUGUAGUUGUUGACAUCAGUGGGGUCGAGUGUUGGUUUUUUGAGAAGGGGAGCAACUCUCGCUCUCUUGAAGACGGAAGGGACAUGGCCAGCGGUCAAGGAUGAGUUGAUCAGCGAGGUGAGGUAGGGGAGAAGGUCACCGGAGAUGGUCUGGAGAAGGGAGGAGGGGAUGGGGUCAAGCGGGCAGGUUGUUGGGCGGCCUGCAGUCACAAGUCGCAGGAUUUUAUCUGGAGAGAGAGGGGAGAAAGAAGUCAAAGCAUAGGGUAGGGCAGUGUGAGCAGGACCAGCAGUGUCAUUAGACUUAACAAACGAGGAUCGGAUGUCGUCAACCUUCUUUUCAAAGUGGUUGACGAAGUCAUCCACAGAGAGAGAGGAGGGGGGGGGGGGGGGGGGGGGGGGGGGGGGGGGAUUCAGGAGGGAGGAAAAUGUGGCAAAGAGCUUCCUAGGGUUAGAGGCAGAUGCUUGGAAUUUAGAGUGGUAGAAGGUGGCUUUAGCAGCAGAAACAGAUGAAGAAAAUGUAGAGAGGAGGGAGUGAAAAGAUGCCAGGUCGGCAGGGAGUUUAGUUUUCUUCCAUUUCCGCUCCGCUGCCCGGAGCUCUGUUCUGUGAGCUCGCAAUGAGUCAUCAAGCCACGGAGCUGGAGGGGAGGACCGAGCCGGCCGGGAGGAUAGGGGACACAGAGAGUCAAAGGAUGCAGAAAGGGAGGAGAGGAGGGUUGAGGAGGCAGAAUCAGGAGAUUGGAGGGAGAAGGAUUGAGCAGAGGGAAGAGAUGAUAGGAUGGAAGAGGAGAGAGUAGUGGGAGAGAGAGAGCGAAGGUUGCGGCGGCGCAUUACCAUCUGUGUAGGGGCAGAGUGAGUAGUGUGGGAGGAGAGCGAGAGAGAAAAGGAAACAAAGUAGUGGUCGGAGACAUGGAGGGGAGUUGCAGUGAGAUUAGUAGAGGAGCAGCAUCUAGUGAAGAUGAGGUCAAGCGUAUUGCCUGCCUUGUGAGUAGGGGGGGACGGUGAGAGGGUGAGGUCAAAAGAGGAGAGGAGUGGAAAGAAGGAGGCAGAGAGAAAUGAGUCAAAUGUGGACAUAGGGAGGUUGAAAUCCCCCAAAACUGUGAGGGAUGAGCCAUCCUCAGGGAAGGAACUUAUCAAGGCGUCAAGCUCAUUGAUGAACUCUCCAAGGGAACCUGGAGGGCGAUAGAUGACAAGGAUAUUAAGCUUAAAUGGGCUAGUGACUGUGACAGCAUGGAAUUCAAAUGAGGAGAUAGACAGAUGGGUUAGGGGAAACAUUGAGAAUGUCCACUUGGGAGAAAUGAGGAUUCCUGUGCCACCACCCCUCUGACCAGAUGCUCUCGGGGUAUGCGAGAACACAUGGUCAGACGAGGAGAGAGCAGUAGGAGUAGCAGUGUUUUCAGUGGUGAUCCAUGUUUCCGUCAGCGCCAGGAAGUCGAGGGACUGGAGGUUGGCAUAGGCUGGGAUGAAGUCAGCUUUGUUGGCAGCAGAACGGCAGUUCCAGAGGCUGCCUGCGACCUGGAACUCCACGUGGGUGGUGCGUGCAGGGACCACCAGGUUAGAGAGGCAGCAGCCACGCGGUGUGGUGCGUUUGUGUAGCCUGUGCAGAGAGGAGAGAACAGGGAUAGGCAGAGGCAUAGUUGACAGGCUGUAGCAAAUGGCUACAAAAAUGCAGAGGAGAUCGGAAUGAAAUGAGCUAAGCAUCUGGGAGCGGAGAGAGCAGGGCCUCCCUCACCAAAAACUUCUACCUCAGAAACUAAAAUUGUUUCACUGAACUACCCGAACAAAAACUCUCCCAACUUCCACCUUUAGAAAUCAGAAUUGUUGUGAACCACAGCGGUUCAAUGUUUAAAGGAAUAGACUCAACCCACUUUAUUCAACUAUGACACCAUAGCUAACUAGCAAGCUAGCAUCCAAUAACAAUAACACACCGUAUAGCACCAACCCUUGGUCACAACAAACCACCAAUAGUGUGAUAACACACUAAACAGAUCAUUCGUGUCUGUGUCAAGUUCCUUUCAUGACGCAGCAAUGAUUAGACGUUGGCUAGCUAGGACAAGUAUAUUGUAUUUAGCUACUACCGUACAGUUAGCUGGUCGUGUUGGGUAGCUAGCAAUGGCCAUUUUGUUGACUUUGUUUGAAGAACGGCUAGCUAGCUAGCUUCGUGCUACACCCGGCACACAAUGGCUAUUGUGUUGACUCUGACUCUGUUCGAAAAAAAAAAACGGCUAGGUAGCUCGCUUCGUGCUACAGCCGGCACUGCCAAGACACAGUAACUACCCACAACAACCCACGAUGCCUAGCUAUGACGCCGUAGCUAACUUGCAAGCUAGCAUCCAUUAACACACAAUUUAGCAUCAAUACUUGGUUACAACAAACUGCCAAGAGUGUGUUAGCACACUAAACAGAUAAUUCAAGUCCGUGUCUAGUUCCUUUCAUAACGCAUAACGCAGCAAAAAUUAAACGAUGGCUAGGACUACAUUAACAUUGGAAACAGCUCUCCAGCGUUGCUAAUCGAUACCAGUAGCUACCCGCUAGCUAGCUAGCCUCGUGCUUCGAUACUAACCUACAAUUACCUACGGAAACCUACAAUAACAACAAUACUAACCUAUAAUAAAUACAAUACCUAACUACAGCUAACUACCUACCUACGAUCUAAUACAUGGUUAAGCUUUACUCAACACCAUAUGAGAAGCUUACCUCCUGCUUACCUCCAGCUAGAGAAAAACACGACCUCUCCCCAUGAGAAACAAGAUUCUCUGGUCUGAUGAAACCAAGAUUGAACUCUUUGGCCUGAAUGCCAAGCGUCACGUCUGGAGGAAACCUGGUACCAUCCCUAAGGUGAAGUAUGGUGGUGGCAGCAUAAUGCUGUGGGGAUGUUUUUCAGUGGCAGAAACUGGGAGACUAGUCAGGAUCAAGGGAAAGAUGAAAGGAGCAAAGUACAGCGAGAUCCUUGAUGAAAACCUUCUCCAGAGCGCUCAGGACCUCAGACUGGGGCGAAGGUUCACCUUCCAACAGGACAACGACCCUAAGCACACAGCCAAGAUAAUGCAGGAGUGGCUUCGGGACAAAUCUCUGAAUGUCCUUGAGUGGCCCAGCCAGAGCCCAGACUUGAACCCAAUCAAACAUCUCUGGAGAGACUUGAAAAUAGCUGUGCAGCGACGCUCCCCAUCCAACCUGACAGAGCUUGAGAAGAUCUGCAGAGAAAAAUGGGAGAAACUCCCCAAAUACAAGUGUGCCAAACUUGUAGCGUCAUAUCCAAGAAGACUUGAGGCUGUAAUCGCUGCCAAAGGUGCUUCAACAAAGUACUGAGUAAAGGGUCUGAAUACUUAAGUAAAUGUGAUAUUUCCGUUUUUUAUUUGUAAUAAAUGUGCAAAAAUGUCUAAAAACCUGUUUUUUGCUUUCUCAUUAUGGGGUAUUGUGUGUAGAUUGAUGAGGGGAAAAAAACUAUUAAAACAUUUUAGAAUAAGGCUGUAACAUAACAAAAUGUGAAAAAGUUAACGGAUCUGAAUACUUUCCGAAUGCACUUUAUCUCAGUAACGGGUGUUAUUUAUCUUUGUGUAGCAUAAGGUUAAUCAACCAAUCAAUGUACAUGCAAAAACACAGAUAUUGAAACUAUUAUGAAAAUCAACCUGCAAUAGAGCAUGCUGGGAAAUAUGAUAUUGAUGGGCGUGGUUUUUAGUGUUUUACUCAACACAGCAACACAGAGUAAAAAUGACACUCACACAACUCUAGUUAUUAACAACAACACUAUUGUUAUUUUACACCACUGAGUGUUAAGUUAAUUUAACUCCUGAAUCAACACUAGAAAUGUUACACUGAAAAAUCAACACUAGGUACAACUGGCCAAUUUGCUGUGUACCAUACAGUACUCCAUUCUAUUAUCCUACUCUCUGCUCUAUGAAAUCACAGUAAGUCGCUCUGGAUAAGAGCGUCUGCUAAAUGACUAAAAUGUAAAUGUAAAAUGUAAAAUACAAAUUUCAAAGACAGAAAUCAUGGCAACGAUAUCAACUAUGUCAGUACUGUAUAUGUGAUUAAGGGAAUACCAGAUACAUGCACAAAUAUUCCCAUAUUGGUACAGUUAAAAAUAUUCUCACAACUAUCUUACUCAAACUCCUGAUGUUACAGUUUAAACACUGAAGUAAACAAUAACACACUAUUUCAAAUAGAGAAAAAAAUAUUACAAUAAAAAAGCUUAUUCAGAUUCAGAAGGGUUCUAUGCAGAACCCAUCUUACCUUCCAAAUAAUCAAUUUUGCCUUCCAUACAAUCGUCAAAGAGCCCUUUCUUCAAAAAACGGUUCUUCAGAUAAAAACGGUUCUUAGUUUAACCUUAUCCCUCCGCAAAUAACCUUUUUUUUAACCCUUUCUUUCGAGCAUCGAGGACCUGCAGUGAACAGUGUUUUCCCCCCAAAAUAAAAAUCCUGACAUGAGGGGGCUCGAACCCACGGUUAAUGUGCACUGUCAUUCUAGAGUCAACCACUAUUAACAACCAUCAUCAUAGGAAACAGUUCUAAAGAUAGUACAUAACAGCUAUUUGACAAGUCAAUAGGCUCUUUGACUUUUUGUUGUUUUUACAAUGUACAAUAAACUUGUUGUACAGACCUUCUUUAUCUUUUUUCUGUAAAAGCACAUGGAUGUGUGUGAAACGAAUGAGCAAAAACAUGGGAUUUUGUCAUAUACAGUGGGGGAAAAAAGUAUUUAGUCAGCCACCAAUUGUGCAAGUUCUCCCACUUAAAAAGAUGAGAGAGGUCUGUAAUUUUCAUCAUAGGUACACGUCAACUAUGACAGACAAAUUGAGAAAAAAAAAUCCAGAAAAUCACAUUAUAGGAUUUUAAAUGAAUUUAUUUGCAAAUUAUGGUGGAAAAUAAGUAUUUGGUCACCUACAAACAAGCAAGAUUUCUGGCUCUCACAGACCUGUAACUUCUUCUUUAAGAGGCUCCUCUGUCCUCCACUCGUUACCUGUAUUAAUGGCACCUGUUUGAACUUGUUAUCAGUAUAAAAGACACCUGUCCACAACCUCAAACAGUCACACUCCAAACUCCACUAUGGCCAAGACCAAAGAGCUGUCAAAGGACACCAGAAACAAAAUUGUAGACCUGCACCAGGCUGGGAAGACUGAAUCUGCAAUAGGUAAGCAGCUUGGUUUGAAGAAAUCAACUUUGGGAGCAAUUAUUAGGAAAUGGAAGACAUACAAGACCACUGAUAAUCUCCCUCGAUCUGGGGCUCCACGCAAGAUCUCACCCCGUGGGGUCAAAAUGAUCACAAGAACGGUGAGCAAAAAUCCCAGAACCACAUGGGGGGACCUAGUGAAUGACCUGCAGAGAGCUGGGACCAAAGUAACAAAGCCUACCAUCAGUAACACACUACGCCGCCAGGGACUCAAAUCCUGCAGUGCCAGACGUGUCCCCCUGCUUAAGCCAGUACAUGUCCAGGCCCGUCUGAAGUUUGCUAGAGUGCAUUUGGAUGAUCCAGAAGAGGAUUGGGAGAAUGUCAUAUGGUCAGAUGAAACCAAAAUAUAACUUUUUGGUAAAAACUCAACUCGUCGUGUUUGGAGGACAAAGAAUGCUGAGUUGCAUCGAAAGAACACCAUACCUACUGUGAAGCAUGGGGGUGGAAACAUCAUGCUUUGGGGCUGUUUUUCUGCAAAGGGACCAGGACGACUGAUCCGUGUAAAGGAAAGAAUGAAUGGGGCCAUGUAUUGUGAGAUUUUGAGUGAAAACCUCCUUCCAUCAGCAAGGGCAUUGAAGAUGAAACGUGGCUGGGUCUUUCAGCAUGACAAUGAUCCCAAACACACCGCCCGGGCAACGAAGGAGUGGCUUCGUAAGAAGCAUUUCAAGGUCCUGGAGUGGCCUAGCCAGUCUCCAGAUCUCAACCCCAUAGAAAAUCUUUGGAGGGAGUUGAAAGUCUGUGUUGCCCAGCGACAGCCCCAAAACAUCACUGCUCUAGAGGAGAUCUGCAUGGAGGAAUGGGCCAAAAUACCAGCAACAGUGUGUGAAAACCUUGUGAAGACUUACAGAAAACGUUUGACCUGUAUCAUUGCCAACAAAGGGUAUAUAACAAAGUAUUGAGAAACUUUUGUUAUUGACCAAAUACUUAUUUUCCACCAUAAUUUGCAAAUAAAUUCAUUAAAAAUCCUACAAUGUGAUUUUCUGGAUAAUUUUUUCUCAUUUUGUCUGUCAUAGUUGACGUGUACCUAUGAUGAAAAUUACAGGCCUCUCUCAUCUUUUUAAGUGGGAGAACUUGCACAAUUGGUGGCUGACUAAAUACUUUUUUACCCCACUGUACAAUACCGGUCAAAAAUUUUAGAACACCUACUCAUUCAAGGGUUUUUCUUUAUUUUACUAUUUUUGUAGGAUAAUAGUGAAGACAUCAAAACUAUGAAAUAACACAUAUGGAAUCAUGUAGUAACCAAAAAAGUAUUCAAAUAGUCACCCUUUGCCUUGAUGACAGCUUUGCACACACUUAGCAUUCUCUCAACCAGCUUAACCUGGAAUGCUUUUCCAACAGUCUUGAAGGAGUUCCCACAUAUGCUGAGCACUUGAUGGCUGCUUUUCCUUCACUCUGCGGUCCGACAUAUCCCAAACCAUCUCAAUUUGGUUGAGGUCGGGGGAUUGUGGAGGCCAGGUCAUCUGAUGCAGCACUCCAUCACUCUCCUUCUUGGUAAAAUAGCCCUUACACAGCCUGGAGGUGUGUUGGGUCAUUGUCCUGUUGAAAAACAAAUGAUAGUCCCACUAAGCCCAAACCAAAUGGGAUGGCAUAUUGCUGCAGAAUGCUGUGGUAGCCAUGCUGGUUAAGUGUGCCUUGAAUUCUAAAUAAAUCACAGACAGUGUCACCAGCAAAGCACCCCCACACCAUAACACCUCCUCCUCCAUGCUUAACGGUGGGAACCACACUUGCGGAGAUCAUCCGUUCACCCACACGUGUCUCACAAAGACACGGCGGUUGGAACCAAAAAUCUCCAAUUUGGACUCCAGACCAAAGGACAAAUUUCAACCGGACUAAUGUCCAUUGCUCGUGUUUCUUGGCCCAAGCAGGUCUCUUCUUAUUAUUGGUGUCCUUUAGUAGUGGUUUCUUUGCAGCAAUUCGACCAUGAAGGCCUGAUUCACACAGUAUCCUCUGAACAGUUGAUGUUGAGAUGUGUCUAUUACUUGAACUCUGUGAAGCAUUUAUUUGGACUGCAAUUUCUGAGGCUGGUAACUCUAAUGAACUUAUCCUCUGCAGCAGAGGUAACUCUGGGUCUUCCAUUCCUGUGGCGGUCCUCAUGACAGCCAGUUUCAUCAUAGCGCUUGAUGGUUUUUGAGACUGCACUUGAAGAAACUUUGAAAGUUCUUGAAAUGUUCCAUAUUGACUGACCUUCACGUCUUAAAAUAAUGGUGGACUGUCGUUUCUCUUUGCUUAUUUGAGCUGUUGUUGCCAUAAUAUGGACUUGGUCUUUAACCAAAUAGGGCUAUCUUCUGUAUAACCCCCCUACCUUGUCACAACACAACUGAUUGGCUCAAACGCAUUAAGAAGGAAAGAAAUUCCACAAAUUAACUUUUAAGAAUGCACACCUGUUAAUUGAAAUGCAUUCCAGGUGACUACCUCAUGAAGCUGGUUGAGAGAAUGCUAAGUGUGUGCAAAGCUGUCAUCAAGGCAAAGGGUGAAUAUUUGAAUACUUUUUUGGUUACUACAUGAUUCCAUAUGUGUUAUUUCAUAGUUUUGAUGUCUUCACUAUUAUUCUACAAUGUAGAAAAUAGUUUUAAAAAAAGAAGAAAAAUCCUUGAAUGAGUAGGUGUUCUAAAACCUUUGACCGGUAGUGUAUGUGUAAACUUUAAAUGUUAUCUAAUGUUAGUAGCUAGUAGCCUAGUCAAGGAUACAUCAUCAUGCAAUAUUGGCACUCUACACUUGAGACAUACCAAGCGGAACAAAUAUAAACCUUGAAAUUGGAGGUUUAAAAUAUCCCUCCAAGUUGAUCUAUUUUAAGAAAAGCAAUUGGUUGGUGAAUAUAAAGUCCAAUAUCUUUGAUCGGCUGAUGCAGAAUUUGUUACAGGUAAUAAUCACUGUCAGCUGGUGAGGUUAGUAGGGCUAACGUGUGCCAGGUUAUCUGAUGGGACCAGCUACAAUGCAGCGUUCUAUCACGUGCAACUAUGUCGACGAUUGUAAUUGGCUGAUGCGCAUUUUGAGACGGAGGUUCAGGUUAAACGUAUGCUUAUUCUAAUGUUCGCAAGUAAAGACCCGCGCUGUUCACACGUCAGCCUGUCCAUCACGUGUGCCCUUGUUUAUUUUGGUGCCUAAGCAGCACCGUGGUCUUGUGAGAGGAAACAUAGCCUGUGCUAGAGGUUACAUUCAGCAAUUUAUUUUGAAGAAGAAACCCCUGUGUUCUGUGGGGACUGGGGUCUGUUUUGGAUUGUACAUUUGUGUGAUGGGGGGGGGGGGGGGGAGAUUCAUAGGGAUCCUGUUUGUUGCUGUGUUGGCUGCCAGGAAGGUGGGUGAGGAGAGGAGAGGAGGGAGAGGGAAAGCGAGCACACACACACACACUGGUGGUAAACACUGGGUGACCUCUCUCUCUCCCUCCAUCAGGCAGCCACUCAGCUAACACGUUGCCUUAUUAGGGUUGUCUACUGGGAGUGGAGGGAGGCAGGUGGACUGGGGAGGGGCAAGGGUGAGGCAGAGUUAAACAUGUAAACAUUGCCGUCUAAGCCCACGCGGUGCAAUUUAAGAGAGACAAAUCAUGUUGUCUUUAUAAAUGCAAAGCAUUGACAAUAUCCAAAAAGACAGUGACAGUGUUAUGUUCGGGGUGUGUGUGUGUGUGUCAGUGUCUGUGUGUUGCUACACUUUGGUUCUGCUUUUUUCAGGAACAGAGAUUGCGUCUCAAAUGGCACCCUAUUCCCUAUGUAGUGCACUACUUUUGACCAGGGCCCUAUGGGGAAUAUACAGUAUAUAGUCUCUAUACACUGAGUGUACAAAACAUUAGGAGCACCUUCCUAAUAUUGAGUUGCACCCCCUUUUGCCCUCAGAACAGCCUCAAUUCAUCGGGCAUGGACUCUACAAGGUGUCGAAAGCGUUCCACAGGGAUGCUGGCCCAUGUUGACUCCAAUGCUUCCCACAGUGUCAAUUUGGCUGGAUGUCCUUUGGGUGUGGUGGACUAUUCUUGAUGCACGGGAUACUGUUGAGCAUUAAAAACCCAGCAGCGUUGCAGUUCUUGACACACUCAAACCUGUGCGCCUGGCACCCACUACCACCUACUACCAAAGGUAAUUAAAUAUUUUGUCUUGCCCAUUCACCCUCUGAAUGGCACACGUACACAACCCAUGUCUCAAUUGCCUCAAUCCUUCAUUAACCUGUCUCCUCCCCUUCAUCUAGCACUAACUAGCUUUCAUCUGGGUUUACCUGGUCAGUCUAUGUCAUGGAAAUGUUUUGUACACUCCCUUUAUAGGGAAUAGGGUGGCAUUUUGGAUACAUCCCUACUGUUUGGUACUGCUGCCCAUGUCUGCGUGUAAGUUAUGGUAUUAGUAGUCGACACCCCAGAUUAUAACUGCUUUGGAAACAGACAGUAGAUAUUGCCAAAGCAGUAUAUUGGUACAGCAUUGCAGUAAAUACAGUACAAUGCAAUGAGGAUAAUGAAAUACAGUUAAUUUCAGUAGUAAUAAUAACAGUACAUAUAGUCAUGUAUGCAGGUACAACACUAUUGCUGUUGUAUUGUGUAAUGUUCGGUCGAUACAUUUAAUUAAAGAAAAAUAAGAUUAUAAAAAGAAAAAGAAAGAAUGGCUAAUAAAUACACAAAAUGUACAUGGAUGAUGGUUACACUAUGUAUUACUUGUAAGUUACUGUAGAUACAAUGUAAAUACUUCAGGGAAUUAAUGGUCAUGGGAUUUCCCUCAGGCUAUGGCAUAUCUGGCAGUAAUAUUUGCGGUUUCUCUCUCACCCAGAAUAAUUCACAGUUUUAGGUCAUUAGUAAAUGCACAGAAGUUGGGAAUUGAUUUAGAUAUCUUUAAAACGAUGAUCUUAUUUGGGAGUAUUUCUCACAGUAGAGGAAAAAGUGCAUCUCUGUCUCUACCUCCACUGUCAUGCAGUAACCACAUAGACGCUUCUCUUUGGGUAGCCAUGUUUUUUUGUGUUUCUAUAGCCAAUUGCUGGUCCCUGAGCCUGUAUUUGGUCAGGCUCUGUCUCUGUUUUGUAUCUCUGUCAGAGUAGAGAUAUUCUGCCAAUUUAUAUUAUCUUUUGAGGGCCAAAUAGCAUUUUAGUUUAUUCUAUGUUUUUUUUUGUAAAAUAGGAGGUUUUCAUUUCUGCAACAAUUUGAUUGAUUUCUCUGUGUGUUUGGAUAAUAGGGUUGUUUAGUGUUUUUAACAGCGGAUUUAGGAGACUAUUGUCAGGGUUCAGCUCUUGGGUUUCCAGUGCUUUGAAUUGUAAGGAUGUUUUGGGGCUUAAUUUCAAAUGGUGCCAACAUUUUUGUGUUGUUUUCUUUAUAUGGACAAUUAAAGGUACAUAUAAAGAGUUCAAUUAAAGGUACAUAUAAAGAGUUCCGCUCUGCAUGCAUUAUUUGGUACUUUCUUUGGGAUAUUUAGGAUAUAUCUGCAGAAUUCUGUAUGUAGAUUUUCUAUUGGGUGUUUCUCCUAAUGCUUAUAAUCGUAAUUACAGAUUGGACCCCAAACCUCUCUUCCAUACAGUGCAAUUGGUAAAAUUACACUAUUUAAUAUUUUGCACCGGAUUUGGAUAGGAAUAUUGAUUUUUGAGAAUUUUAUUUUUAUGGAGUAAGAUGCUUUACAGGCUUUUUCUUUUAGUGCAUUCACUGCCAGACCAAAUCCACCAGAGACACUGAUUUUUUUGGUCCCAGGUAGUUGUACCAUUGGGCAUGUUCAACCAUGGUAUUUCCUAAUUUGAAUGAGUGUCUGCUGCUCUGAUUCCUGGCCUUUUUCUGGAAAAUCACGACUUUGGUUUUCUGAAGUUGAUGUUGAUUGCCCAGUUAAUGCUGUAUUCCCAAAGAAUGUUAAGUUGUUCCUGUAGAUCUUGCUCUGUUGGUGACAGUAGGACAAAGUAAUCUGCGUAGAGCAGGAAUCUGACCUCAUCUUUGAGGGUCAGUCCAGAGGCUGCAGAUCGGUCCAGCAACACUGCUAGUUCGUUGAUGUAGACGUUGAACAGGGUUGGACUUAAACUGCACCCUUGACUCACCCCCGCCCUAUUUUAUUGUUCAGUUUAAUACUACAUGUGUUGUUCGAGUAUAUCGAUUUCAUGAUGUCGUAUACUUUGCCCCAAUCGCCGCUAUGGAGGGUUUUGUAAUAUACUGAACAAAAAUAUAAAUGCAACAUGUAAAGUGUUGGUCCCAUGUUUCAUGAGCUGUAAUAUAAGAUCCCAGAAUUUGUCCAUACGCGCAAAAAGCUUAUUUAUCUCAAAUGUUGUGCACAAAUGUGUUUACAUCCCUGUUAGUGAGCAUUUCUCCUUUGCCAAGAUAAUCCAUCCCCCUGACAGGUGUGGCAUAUCAAAAAGCUGAUUAAACAGCAUGAUCAUUACAAAGGUGCACCUUGUGCUGGGGACAAUUAAAGGCCUCACUAAAAUGUGCAGUUUUGUCACACAACACAAUACCACAGAUGUUUUGAGGAAGUGUGCAAUUGGCAUGCUGAUUGCAGGAAUGUCCACCAGAGCUGUUGCCAGAGAAUGUAAUGUUUGUUUCUCUACCAUAAGCCGCCUCCAAUGUCAUUUUAGAGAAUUUGGACGUACGUCCAACCGGCCUCACAACCGCAGAAAAAAGUGUAAUUACGCCAGCCCAGGACCUCCACAUCCGGCUUCUUCACCUGUGGGAUCGUCUGUGGGGGUGCUGAAGCGUAUUUCUGUCUGUAAUAAAGCCCUUUUGUGGGGAAAAUGAAUUCUGUUUGGCAGGGCCUGGCUCCUCAGUGGGUGGGCCUGGCUCCCAAGUGGGAGGGCCUAUGCCCUACCAGGCCCACCCUUGGCUGCGCCCUUGCCCAAUCAUGUGAAAUCCAUAGAUUAUGGCGGCCUAAUUUAUUUAUACAGUAAAAUCUUUGAAAUUGAUGCAUGUUGCCUUUAUAUUUUUGUUCAGUAUAUAAUCAUAUAUAUAUAUAUAUAUAUAUAUAUAUAUAUAUAUAUAUAUAUAUAUAUAUAUAUAUAUAUACACACUACCAUUCAAAAGUUUGGGGUCACUUAGAAAUGUCCUUGUUUUCCAUGAAAACAUACAUGAAAUGAGUUUGAAUAGGAAAUAUAGCAAAAUGCAUAGGAAAUGUAGUCAUUGACAAGGUUAGAAAUAAUGAUCUUUAAAUGAAAUAAUAAUUGUGUCCUUCAAACGUUGCUUUCGUCAAAGAAUCCUCAAUUUGCAGCAAUUACAGCGUUGCAGACCUUUGGCGUUCUAGUUGUCAAUUUGUUGAGGUAAUCUAAAGAGAUUGCACCCCAUGCUUCCUGAAGCACCUCCCACAAGUUGGAUUGGCUUGAUGGGCACUUCUUACGUACCAUACGGUCAAGCUGCUCCCACAACAGCUCAAUAGGGUUAAGAUCCGGUGACAGUGCUGGCCAAUCCAUUAUAGACAGAAUACCACCUGACUGCUUCUUCCCUAAAUAGUUAUUGCAUAGUUUGGAGAUGUGCUUUGGGUCAUUGUCCUGUUGUAGGAGGAAAUUGGCUCCAAUCAAGCGCCGUCCACAGGGUAUGGCAUGGCGUUGCAAAAUGGAGUGAUAGCCUUCCUUCUUCAAGAUCCCUUUUACCCUAUACAAAGCUCCCACUUUACCACCCCCAAAGAACCCUCAGACCAUCACAUUGCCUCCACCAUGCUUGACAGAUGGCAUCAAGCACUCCUCCAGCAUCUUUUCAUUUGUUCUGCGUCUCACAAAUGUUCUUCUUUGUGAUCCGAACACCUCAAGCUUCGAAUCGUCUGUCCAUAACACUUUUACGGGGCCUCUCACUCCUCUUUCUAUUCUGGUUAGAGCCAGUUUGAGCUGUUCUGUGAAGGGAGUAGUACACAGCGUUGUACGAGAUCUUCAGUUUCUUGGCAAUUUCUCGCAUGGAAUAGCCUUCAUUUCUCAGAACAAGAAUAGACUGACGAGUUUCAGAAGAAAGUUAUUUGUUUCUGGCCAUUUUGAGCCUGUAAUCAAACCCACAAUUGCUGAUGCUCCAGACACUCAACUAGUCUCAAGAAGGCCAGUUUUAUUGCUUCUUUAAUCAGCACAACAGUUUUCAGCUGUGCUAACAUAAUUGCAAAAGGGUUUUCUAAUGAUCAAUUAGCCUUUUAAAAUGAUAAACUUGGAUUAGCAAACACAACGUGCCACUAGAACACAGAACUGAUGGUUGCUGAUAAUGGACCUCUGAACGCCUAUGUAGAUAUUCCAUUAAAAAUCAUGCGUUUCCAGCUACAAUAGCCAUUUACAACAUUAACAAUGUCUACACUGUAUUUCUGAUCAGUUUGUUGUUAUUUUAAUGGACAAGAAAAUAGAUUUUCUUUUGAAAACAAGGACAUUUCUAAGUGACCCCAAACAUUUGAAUUGUAAUAUAUAUAUAUAUAUAUAUAAUAAUCAUGCCUUGUGGAAUCAAAAGCAUUCUUAAAAUCAACAAAACAUGUAAAUACUUUUCCGCUGCUUUUCUGAUGAGUAAGCUGGUUUACUAGUGUGUGUAAUUUGUGUAUGUGGUCUGUUGUUCUGUGUUUGGGUUAGAACACUAAUUCAUUUUUUGCUGAGAGCGUUAUGUUGUGUGAGAAAGGUCUGUAUUCAGUCAUUGAGAAUACAGCAGAAUAGUUUCCUCAUGUUACUGGUGAUACAUAUUCCUCUAUAGUUAUUAGGGUCUAAUUUGUCACCUUUUUUAUAUUUGGGGGUUAUUACCCCCUUGUUCCAAAAAUCAGGGAAGCAGCCACUCUCCAAAACCAGGUUGAAUAAGUAUUAAUUUGACAUCCUGCAGCUCAGGAGUACUAUGUUGAAGCAUUUCAUUCCUGAUGCUGUCAGGGCGCAUGCCUUCCAGGUUUAAGGCUUUGUAUUGUCUUCGAAAGUUCAGCCUGUGUAAUUUGGUAUUGGUAGUCAAUUGGGUUCUGGUUAUUUUUAAUUGUGUGUUCUAGGGAGCUUUUUCUUGCACAUUUUAAAGUAAGGUCUUCUGAUGGUAAUAUUCCAUAGAGACUUUCAAAAUGAUCUUUCCAAAUGUUGCCAUUUUGAAUGGCUAGGUCAUUUCUCUGUUUUCCAUUUAGACCAUUCCAUUUCUCCCAGAACUGGUUUUAUCAAUGGAGUCUUCAAUCUCUUUCAGAGUGUUCCCAAAAUGCUUCUGUUUCUUACAUCUUAGGUUUUGUUUGUAUUCUUUCAAUGUGUCACAAUAUUGUUGCCAAACAUCCCUAUCCUGUGGUUGGUGAUGUUAUCUACUUGAUAAAGAUCUACAUUUUUUCCUUAUGAGAUUACAUUCCACAUCAAAAGCAUUUCUCUUUUUGAGGUUUCCAAUUAGAACUGUUUUUUCUUUUGCAUAAAUAUGCAAGAUAGAUAUAAUGUAAUUUAUUCACAGCCAAAUGUAUUUCACUAACUCCUUUCCAUUUUUGUUCACUACCUGGUCAGAGCUAUUUCUAUUACUACUGAUGGAAAUCAGGUAUAAGGAGGGAUGUCCAAAUAUACAGUAUGUCUAUUACCCGUUUCUACACAUUCAGGUUCAGAACCUGUUCUAGCAUUAAAAUCCCCCCACAAAAGUACAUUUCCCUCAGAUUGAAACUGGUUGGUCUCUCUUUGGAGAUUAUCAUAAAACUGAUCAUCAUAGUAAGAUGAAUCUGAGGGAGAAGCAUACACCACACCUAUAUAUAAAUCAUUGUCACUAAGGAUUUUGCCUUUGUUGAGUUUUAACCAAAUAUGGGUUUUACCCUUUUUCAUUUGGCUCAGUGAAAGGUCCUGGUUAUACCAUAUGAUCAUUCCUCCCGAGACCCUGCCCUGUUUUAUGUUUUUAUGUUUUCAAAAUGGAAGUGUAAGUCGCUCUGGAUAAGAGCGUCUGCUAAAUGACUAAAAUGUAAAAUGUAAAAAAUGUAAGUGGAAUUUCUCUAUAGCCUGAAGGACAUUGAGUAUCACCACUUCACCAUUUUUCUAGAAGUAUUAUUAUGUCUUGACCUUUGGUGUUGUCAAGACCUAAGGUAGAGGACUACAAGCCCUGGAUAUUCCAAUAACUUAUAGUUAAUGAUCUCAUUUCAUAUAAGUAUAUACAUCUAAUUACAUAUAAUUUGGUUAGAGUAAAGUACAUAGGAAAUUAAUACACAAGCAAAUAUAGAACAGGAAAAUUAAAACGUGUGUGUGUGUGUGAGAAAAACAAAAACAUAAUAAAUACAAGUGUGGGUGUAAUAAUAAUAAUAAUAAUAAUAAUAAUAAAAGGUUAUCUCUCUCUCCCUGCUCUCUCUCCCUGCUCUAUCUGUCUCUCUCUCUGCCUCUCUCUCUCUCUCUCUCUCUCUCUCUCUCUCUCUCUCUCUCUCUCUCAAACACACACCAUCUCUUUCCCUCCAUACUCUCUCUGCCUCUCUCUCUGCCCCUUCUCUCUUCUGCUUUCCCUAUAGUCUUACUCAAUUUGUGAUGACUUAGACAAGUGGUAUUUCUCUAUCUCUCUCUCACGCUCACGCGCGCUCUCUCUCUCACACACUAUCUCUUUCCCUCCAUGCUCUCUCUCCUCUCUCCUCUCGCUCUCUCUCUCUCACACACACUAUCUCUUUCCCUCCAUGCUCUCUCUGCCUCUCUCUCUCUUCCCCUUCUCUCUUCUGCUUUCCCUAUAGUCUUACUCAAUUUGUGAUGACUUAGACAAGUGGUAUUUCUUGCCCAUUAUUGGACAUUGUGUCUGAACUAUUUCACUAUUGUGCUGCACUAUUGAAACCUGUCCAGGUUUCUAACAAGUCUAUGCCAGUGUGUGUGUGCAUGUGUGAGUGGGUGUGGUUGUCUGUGUGUGUGUGCGCUUGCAUCUCUUUCCUGCUCCACUCCUCAGUCCUCCUGGCACCGUCCUCCAAUCCAUUUUCAUCGUUUUUAUCAUCAGGGCUAAUUUCUGUCUGUAAUCUGAUUAGGGGCUCUGAGCAGCUUUAGCACCCUGCCUGCAGCCUCUCUCUCUCUCUCUCUCUCUCUCUCUCUCUCUCUCUCUCUCUCUCUCUCUCUCUCUCUCUCUCUCUCUCUCUCUCUCUCUCUCUCUCUCUCUCUCUCUCUCUCUCUCUCUCUCUUUGCACUGAGCUCCCUGGCUGAGCUCACUCACCACACACACACACACAGAGUCUGUUUGUCUUUCAGGUUGCUGGCCUGAGCUGGGGAUCCACUCAGUGUGGUCAGGCCUUAAUGCUAUUUGCCUCGAUGUUUGUCUGUGUAGUACCUCACUGUCACAGUCUGUCAGUCUGUCUGCAUCACUGCUGCUGUGACUGUCUGUGAACACCGCUAGCUGCGGGACAACCCGAGCCUGUCAGCAGCGUAUGUUCUGUCCGUCUUCAGCCUCCCUACAAACAUGUUCCGGAACCCAUGGAUCACUAAUUAUCUGUGCCAUGUCAAAUACGGUGUCGGUGGGCAAGGUAAGGGCAAGGAGGAGGAGGGGACUCUGGAGUGUGUGUGGUGUGUGUGUAUGUGUAUGUGGUAGGCUUUGACUUAGUAGUUAGCACUUAUUGUCCAUUCAUAGUAAAGAACUGUCCUUGUGUUGUGCAGUGAGUGAGAGAUUCCAAGGACAUGAGUUACUUUGAUUCGGUGCAUGCUCUGUUAGGGACUCGACUGGCUUUGACUGUGUGUGUGUGCAUGCGUGUGUGCAUGUGUGGGUAUGUGUGUGUGUGUGCGUGCAUGGGUAUGUGUGUGUGUGUGUGUAUGUAUGUGCGUGUGUGUGUGCGCACGCGCGUGUGUGUGUGUGUGCAAGGGCUGCUACAGCUGCAGUAGCCCCAUUGAAUAAUGAAUCAAGUAUCCAUUUGUCCAUGUGGACUGAAGAAGUGUACCUGUUGCUGUUUCUUUGUUACUUUCUUCUCAUCUGAUAAAAACUUCCCAAGUAGUCAACAGGUGCUUUAUCCUUGGUACAUCAUUACUGUAUUGCUGCAAACCAUUAUACCCCCCCUUGCUGCAAACCAUUAUACCCCCCUCAUCCAUGCACUUCAGGCUUGUAUGUAUCAAGCGUCUCAGAGUAGGAGUGCUGAUCCAUUUAGAUUUAUGCUAGGAUCUGUUAGGUCUUUUAGAUUAUAAUGAAUGGAGAGGGGGGACCUGAUCGUAGAUCAGCACUCCUACUCUGAGACCCUUUAUGAAUACGUGACCCUGAUAUCAGACUAUGAAGGCUGAUAGAGAGGGUGGUUUCCAUGACUUUAACUGAGGAUGGACACAUUCUCUCAAGUCUAUUCGCUCCUGUGAUGCCCGCCUGCCUUGAGACGAGACGAGGGGCAGUUUGUUUAACAGGGUCUAUUUUUCAGCUUGUCCUUUCCUCUGUGUAUUAAUAGAAAACCCCUUUCUUCACUGAGCUCACUUUUGAAAGUCAGUCUCCUAAGCUCGUCUUUGGCAUGUCCUUUUCGCUCGGCUGCCCACGAACCAACUGGACAUUGUCAUGGGUGGGCGACUGACCUGUCUCUGAUUAAGAUGACCUGAUUGGCACAUUCGCUCUCAGGCCACCACCCAUGACAACACCAGGGGACACUAUUUGGCAUGACAGCCUUUUGGUGGCCUGUCAUGCCAAAUAAUGUCCCCCUGCCAAAAAGUGUCCCCCCUCGCGUCACAUUGGGAUUCGAUAAGCCAUUAGUGUCCGUUGCUAUAUCAAUGGUGUGAUUUUGGAGAUCAUUACAGCCUAAAUGACGUUCUUUUCAUCCCCACUAUGUAAACAAAGCUGAUUUCCACUACAAUUUCGUUGUUUAAAGAAGUUUUGUUUAUCUCAUGAGAUGAAAACAGUACUUCAAACUAGAGGAGCCUUGUCCCGUAACAUGACCUGCCUCCUAUACUGGGGAGAAACUUUACAACAGGGUCAUGUUUCUGCCUGCCUGGGGUAGAGGGAGGGUCAACCAUGCUAUGGGCUAUCUACCUACCCAGAACUGGAUGAGAGCUGGUUUUCCCAUUUUACCUUUGGGAUGACAGUGGAAGUUGAUAAAAACGCUUCUUCAUGGACCUUGGUUGGAGAGCAAGGUAGCAGCAGUGUUAUUAGAUAUUUCAUUGAAAACGCAGUUGUUUCGCUCUCAUUUUCCAAUGGUUAUUGAUUGAUAUUGAAGGAGUGAAUGCCUUAUUUAGGCUGGAGUCUAGAGUUAGUGACUGUAGCAGGCAAGUGCUGGUUGUCUACAAUGUGUAAUUCCAUCAUGUUUCCAUUUAGAUUAUGAUGAUGACAUAAUAUGAUUUUUUGUCAGAUUGCAGUGGAAGAUUGAGUCAUUGUAAAACAUGGUGGAGUCCUGUUUUGGUCCACUAUGACACAUUCUUGAUAUGUCUUUGUAAUAUUUAUGUAAUCAGUCCUUUUUUAUCAGGUAAUUCAUUUGGAGAGUUUCACCACACUGUUUCACCACACUGUGUGACAGGAACAAUCAAACCAAUUAACUUACACAGAAGUAGGACAUAUUUUUCUUACAUAUUUUCUCUCUCUGUUUCUCCAGGCUUUGGAACUGAGGCUCCAGUCAAACUCUGCACUUCAACCUCACUGCCAACAGAAGCUCUAAGGUGGGGGAAGCCAUUUUGUGUGCAGUUCUCGCGUGUCAUAUUCUAACAUAUACAGUAGACCCAUUUCACACAUUGCACGCACAAUUAUGCGUCAGAAAGAGUAUUUUUUAUCAAAGAAAGUGAUUGAGCCAACAUUAAACUUCAGAUGUAAGUCAACAAAUGUAAGAUAAUUUGAUUAGGUUGUUAUUGCAAACAUUACAUAUUGUAAUCCUGAAGAACAUGCAAUCGGCCCCAUGUUGUUAUACAGUUGAAGUCGGAAGUUUACUACACCUUAGCCAAAUACAUUUAAACUUUGUUUUUCACAAUUCCUGACAUUUAAUCCUAGUAAAAAUUCCCUGUCUUAGGUCAGUUAGGAUCACCACUUUAUUUUAAGAAUGUGAAAUGUCAGAAUAAUAGUAGAGAGAAUUAUUUAUUUCAGCUUUUAAUUCUUUCAUCACAUUCCCAGUGGGUCAGAAGUUUACAUACACUCAAUUAGUAUUUGGUAGCAUUGUCUUUAAAUUGUUUAACUUGGGUCAAACGUUUCGGGUAGCCUUCCACAAGCUUCCCACAAUAAGUUGGGUGAAUCUUUGCCCAUUCCUCCUGACAGAGCUUGUGUAACUGAGUCAGGUUUGUAGGCCUCCUUGCUCGCACACGCUUUUUCAGUUCUGCCCUCACCUUUUCUAUAGGAUUGAGGUCAGGGCUUUGUGAUGGCCACUCCAAUACCUUGACUUUGUUGUCCUUAAGCCAUUUUGCCACAACUUUGGAAGUAUGCUUGGGGUCAUUGUCCAUUUCGAAGACCCAUUUGCGACCAAGCUUUAACUUCCUGACUGAUGUCUUGAGAUGUUGCUUCAAUAUAUCCACAUAAUUUUCCUUCCUCAUGAGGCUGCAACCCCCGUGCUUCAAAGUUGGGAUGGUGUUCUUCGGCUUGCAAGGCACCCCCUUUUUCCUCCGAACAUAACGAUGGUCAUUAUGGCCAAACAGUUCUAUUUUUGUUUCAUCAGACCAGAGGACAUUUCUCCAAAAAGUAUGAUCUUUGUCCCCAUGUGCAGUUGCAAACCGUAGUCUGGCUUUUUUAUGGAGGUUUUGGAACAGUGCUUCUUCCUUGCUGAGCAGCCUUUCAGGUUUCGUUUUACUGUGGAUAUAGAUACUUUUGUACCUGUUUCCUCCAGCAUCUUCACAAGGUCCUUUGCUGUUGUUCUGGUAUUGAUUUGCACUUUUCGCACCGAAGUACGUUCAUCUCUAGGAGACAGAACGCGUCUCCUUCCUGAGCGGUAUGACGGCUGCGCGUUCCCAUGGUGUUUAUACUUGCGUACUAUUGUUUGUACAGAUGAACAUGGUACCUUCAGGUGUAUGGAAAUUGCUCCCAAGGAUGAACCAGACUUGUGGAGGUCUACAAUUAUUUUUCUGAGGUCUUGGCUGAUUUCUUUUGAUUUUCCCAUGAUGUCCAGCAAAGAGGCACUGAAUUUGAAGGUACACCUUGAAAUACAUCCACAGGUACACCUCCAAUUGACUCAAAUGAUGUCAAUUAGCCUAUCAGAAGCUUCUAAAGCCAUGACAUCAUUUUCUGGAAUUUUUCAAGCUGUUUAAAAGGCACAGUCAACUUAAUGUAUGUAAACUUCUGACCCACUGGAAUUGUGAUACAAUCAAUUAUAAGUGAAAUAAUCUGUCUGUAAACAAUUGUUGGAAAAAUUACUUGUGUCAUGCAUAAAGUAGAUGUCCUAACCGACUUGCCAAAACUAUAGUUUGUUAACAAGAAAUUUGUGGAGUGGUUGAAAAAUAAGUUUUAAUGACUCCAACCUAAGUGCAUGUAAACUUCCGACUUCAACUGUAUCUCAUACAUCAUCAAGAUAGGGAUAGUUAAGGAUAAGGGUAGGUUCUUCAGACUGGUUUAAGACUCAUCUUGCCCAGUAAGCAUUAAAAGCUGGACAUGCUUGGAGCAGCUUAUCCUAAGAUGCUUUGUUCAAAUGGCAGAACAGAAGAACUGUAAUACCUCCAUUAGGAUUGAAUUGUCUCCCCUAUUCACUAGUCUCUACCUUCCUAUCCUGAUGGAAUUAGUGUACUUCUGUAACUGACAGCUCCUUUGCUGUAUCCAUUCAAUGCUAGUCUAUGUCAAGAUUCUCCACCCUUUUCCCAAAGUGUGCACUUGCAAACUUCCUGAAAUGGAUUUAACAAUGUUAAACAUUCUUUCUAACCAAUGCUCACACCAAUCUAAUGUUAUUAAAUAUAUCAUACUAAAGCAGUCGAACGUAGCAUAUCAUACUAAAGCAGUCGAACGUAAUAUAUCAUACUUACGCAGUCGAACAUAAUAUAUCAUACUAAACGGGUCAAAGCAAACUGUCAAGACGUAGGAUACUAUACGUCCUACAAUUCCUAUUAUAUUGUACGACCGCUAUUACAUUGGUAGGCAAAUGUAAUGUAACGCAACGUAAAGUAACAUAUCAUAAUAAAUGGAAUGGCACAGAUUUUAGUAAAAUAUAAUACGUUUUGCUCUGAGGCCAGGUUGGGGUGGAGAAUCAGAGAUACUAUAAGUAGAGAUACUAUAAUUCAUUUAAUUUGUUAAUUAUAGGAUUUCUAUGGUCAUGUGGUCAUUCAGUAAUGUUUCAUAGAGUUGUACUGUUUCACAUCGGACCAUUGUGAGAUCUUUUGAUUGACAAGUAAGAGGGUCAGAAUGUUCCAUUGUGACAGCAGAGAUGUUUAGAAGAUACUUGCCUGGCUUUGUGUCCUUUUGAUUGCUCUGGAUAAAGCCACUAGGACAUGAUCCUGACAGUUUCCUGGAGGUGUGCCAUGUUAGGGUUAGGGGUUAACCUAGUUCUUAGCUAGAUCCCUCUUCCCUCACGGAAGUGGAAGCACAGUACAAAAUUACCUAAACUGACCCUGGGGACUGACAGUAUGUGUAUCCCUUUAAAGGCAGUGAAUACAGUAAUAGUAGUAGACACGACUGUGCCUUCACAAUCUUAAAAUGGUUUAUUAGAAUCACCAACUUAGUGGCCUUGUGGUUAGAGUGUCAGCUCUGAGAUUUGGAGGUUCGAUCCCAGUUCGAGUCAUACCAAAGACUCUAAAAAUGGAACCCUAUGCUUGGCACUCAGUGUUAAGGAGAUGGAUUGGGGGCCUGCGAUAGACUAGUGUGCUGUCCAGGGGGUGUGCUUGUACAUCAAGCUACAGAAACAUGAGAUAUUAUAAUUUCUUUAGCCAUUUGAUGUCCAUAUGUCCAAUAUGUGAGAUGAUAUAUCCAGUAUGAAUUUGUUGGCACCUCACUGAAGACUGGUAUACAACUUAUAUACAGUACAUCUUGAAUAGCAAGUCUCAUGAUAAGAUGCUAGAUUCAUUUGAACUCUUUUACUUUCAGCUUUCAGAACGACUUUUCCUUCAGGGACAAGACCGAGCUGGUCAAGAGUGCUACUGAUAUCGAUGCCAAUCUUCUGGCAGUACUACCCAAGGGUGAGCUGCUUCCCAAACACAGACUGCGUCCCAAAUGGCACCCUAUUCUCUAUACAGGGGAUUUGGGACGCACACCUAGUUAUUGCGAUAGGAAUAAUGAACUGACUAACUAACAGAUUGCUGUCAUGCCAUGUUUUGUAAUUUUUUAUAUCUAUUUUUUUUCCCAGUUUCAGAAUUAAAGAAACAUUUUGAAAGCGUUGUCUCGAGUGGUUUGGAAAUGAACAGGUAUGUUUGCAUAUGUCGAAAUCAUAACCCUUGACAACCCUCCCUCUGUCCCUCCUUUCCAUACAUCCUUCAAUUUCUCAUCAACUCUCGUAGUUACCUCAGACCGUUUCAUGUUGAUACUGUGUAGGGCUGCAAAAUUCCGGUAAAUUUCCCAACAUUCCCAGGUUUUCCUUGAAAAUCCUGGUUUGAGAAUUCCGGAUGUCUUGCUUAUUUCAUUCUAAUUCUGGGAAUGUUCCAACUGGGAUUUUUGGAAAACCUGGAAUUUUGUAACCCUCUCCUGUAUAAACAGGAGUCACUGUUGAGGACCUCUUUCCUGAGGAAUGUGGUUGUUUUUCAUGAUUAUGUUAUAUUUUUCUGGUGUAUUUCCUAUGCUCCUAUGCUGCCUUGAUUGUGUAAUUGUCAUGUAACUGUUGAGAUAUGAUAAUACAGUCAUCUCUAUACCCCCCCCCCCCCCCCUGUCUGUCUGUCUCUGCCUGGUAUGAAGCAGGAAGGAAAGGAUAUCCAGGCGUCUGGAGGGUAUAGAGAGUGAGGUUCCUCUUGCCCUGAUACCUAGCUGUGCCGGCCUGGUGGCCAACCGUAUGCUGGAGGAGGACCCGCCACGAUACACCCGGGUCUCAGACCCCUGUGAGCCAACCAUGGGUACGCAUACUGACCACACAAGGCAAUGUAAGCCCUGUAUGAAACAUAUACUGUAGACUUGACUUACUGUACUUGUAUGCUAGUGAGGGGGAAUGCAUAUGACACCUAGACCCUUAUUCAGAGCAUGGGUUGUUAGGUUCUGAUUAUAUUUGGAUGGAGAAAGGUUAUAUUUGGGAGAGAGGCAUGGUAGGCCUGCCUGUAUGUUUAACUGUGUGUCUGGGUUUCUCCUGGUUCCACAGUGAGACCAUGCCAUGUUUGAGACAUUGUUGUGUUCAUAUGAUUUAGGCUACGUCCCAAAUGGCACCCUGUUCCUUAUAUAGUAGUGCCUAUGCGGGUCUGGUCAAAAUGUGUAUGCUAUAAAGGGAAUUGGGUUCCAUUUGGGACACAUCCUUACUGUGUGCUUAUCUCCCUCCUGGUUCCACAGUGAGUCGUUACAGCAGAGAGCAGAUGGAGGUCCCACAGAUGCCGGUGUCCUCCCCAGACAGACAGUCUAGGGCCCGGGGCAGACCGGGGGACCAUCCUGGUCCGGCCGCCCACCCCCAUGCAGAGCCUGCCCUAUCCCCUUCCGGUGGCCCAGUGGAUCCAGCCAGCCUCAGUUCCAAGGCAGAGCGGAUCGCCCGCUACAAAGCCGAGCGCCGGCGCCAGCUCUCCGAGCGUUACGGCAUCCUCUUGGAUCAGGAGAUAGACAUGGACUACAGUCCUCGCUACUUGUGCUCACGUAGAGAGUCUGACGUCUCGGAUAGAGGGGCCCCAGCAGUCACAGAGCGUAGGAGAGACAGAGAUAGAGAAAGACAAGAGGUGGAGGAGGGAGGAGGAGUAGGGCGGGAGAGUUCCCGCAGAACUCCCUACAGCUCUGGAGUGGGCAGGGUCUACAUGCAGGCUCACCCUGCUGAGCCUACUCCUGGACACGCUCCUGCCCCAGGUCAUGGUCCAGCCCAUGCAGGCCUUACCCAUACUCAAGCCCCUCCGCCCACCUGGGAGAGGGCCGGCACCUUCUCAGAGCAGGAGAGGAUGAUGAACCUGGAGAACCACCGGCGGGCCCAGGAGAGGACGAUGACAGGGGGCCUCAGAGGAGCCAGCAACAGGCCCCAGGAUCAUGCCCAUGACCCAUCCAUCCAGCAGCUCAGCCAUCCUCCAUCCAGGGCCUCCUCCAGAGAAUCCUACAGCGUGGCGGCCAUCCCCAGCUCCCCUCGUACGGCCCGCCGGGCCUCCCUGCCCUCUACACGCUACGGAAUCUCCCCCGGGGACCUGUUCAUCGAGCAGCAGGCUCAGGCCAUCCUCGGCAGACAGGGGUGAGUUCAGAUCAGCUUUGCUGUCAUAAUGCACUCUGUCUCCAAUUAGUUUGAUCUCUGUACUCAGGUUGUUUUUAGUAUGAAAUAGUUUCAAACGUAGUUUAUGCACAUCCAAUGACUUGCAGGUGCUGGGUACAAAAACAACUAAUGUAAAGAUAGAUAUUGGCACACUGAUGAAUGUUCCCACUAUCUCUGGGGUGGGCGGAGGGGCUUGGGUAGGGUUAUAGCCAUUAUAAUGUUUUAUUUCUGUAUCAAAACAGGUUGCUUUCAGUAGUAACUGACCACUUUAAGGAGUAGUUGCUGUAUUUUGCUGCCCUUGUGCUGUUGUUGGUAACAGUUUUUAGUGGUGCCAGUGGGGGUUGUAUCCAGACUGUGGACUGUUCUGGUUUCAUAGAGGAGGUACUCUGCCUGCCUGGGUAUCUCAUCAGGGGCCGCAGAGGGGGCAGAGUGGCUACAUGGUGGGUUUGUGUGGGGGUAAGGGGGCCAUCUAUGAUGGGGGAUUUGUUAAGUUGGUUGGGUUUCACAGCUUGCCCUGUAAGGGCAAGCCCAUAGAGUUAGAUAGAGUGCUCAUCUUUGCCCCUGAAAACAGGCUUUGUGCCAAGUGUGCCCUCUAUCUAACUCUAUGGCUAGACCUGAGGCCAGACCAGAGACGGUAGAGAACGCGAGACAUCUCACUGGCAAAUUUUUUUUUGGCAGGUCAGGUGAGGCGAGCGGGGAGGUGACAAUAAGUAGACCAGAGUCAGCUGUUAGUGGUCCUCUGUAGCUCAGCUGGUAGAGCACGGCGCUUGUAACGCCAAGGUAGUGGGUUCGAUCCCCGGGACCACCCAUACACAAAAAAAAUGUAUGCACGCAUGACUGUAAGUCGCUAUGGAUAAAAGUGUCUGCUAAAUGGCAUAUUAUUAUUAUUAUUAUUGGGCAGUUUCCCAUUGAAAAAAAAUCCUGUCUGUGUAAGUGGGCGUUCCCUCUCUCGCAUGAACAUGCCAGAGAUUAUGGAGGAACCGUGAGCUCACGCAGGAAAGCAUGCUCACGUGAGAGAGGGAACCUUGAACAUUUUUUCCAAUGGUAAACUACCUGAAUACGACAUCUUCAUUUAUCCGCAAUUUUUGGCCAGACCAGACCAGAGAGAGAGAGAGAGAGAGAGAGAGAGAGAGAGAGAGAGGACAGGGUCCAGAUGUCUUCUUAUAGCAUUGAUUAAUAUUGAUAUUUCCGACAUAGUGCACUACUUUUGGGCCCUGGUCAAAAGUAGUGCACUAUAUAGGGAAUAUGGUGCAAUUUGGGACAAACCACAGUAUUAUAGUCCUAAUGGCCCAGCACCAUUCUAAGCUAUGUCGUCAUCUUCACCACAUUGCUCCUGUAGCCUGGCAGUGUUGUCUCAGAGCGACUGGUCUCUCCAGACAGACUCAGAAGGUGAUGCUGCUGCCACUCAGUUUGUCAUCAGUUGGCCCUCCAGGUACAGUGGUAGGAAUAUACUGUAGGGGCAGACCUGAGUUCAAAUACUUUUUGUAAAUCUUUUAAAUACUUUUAGCAUUUGCUUUAGCCUGCAGGUGGGCAGGGUUUGUCCUUUUGAGAUUUGAUUAUAUGUUCUAUUGCAACAGGCAAGCUCACUCAAGCACAGAUUUGAAAUGAUGUCUAAUAGCAUUUGAACCCAGGACUGUGUACCAUAUGGGUGUGUCUGUAGACCCCAAAACAUUUACCUAACACAUCCUCCCAACAGAUAGACAAUCUAUAUAAUUUAUAUUAUAAUAUAUCCCAUAUAAAAUAUUACUAUAUAAUCAUAGUAAUCAUUCCCCUUUGUCAUCUCCAAGUUAACUGGUGUUUUUUAGUUCUCAGUGUGAGGUUUGGAUUGCAGUUCUUUAACUCUCCUUCCCAACCCCCUAAUUUUUUAAUCAGCGUUUUGGACUUCUCAUCCAUUUUAAUUAUCCUUAAAACUUCUAAGCCUCCUCAUUGGGGAAUCGGAUGGAAACCUGAAUGCACACAAGUAGUAGAAGUGAAUGCUUUGGUAACUUCUAAGAAUGUUAUCUCUCAAAUGUCAUCAAAACUGCUCAUCAGGGAAUCAGAUGGAAACCUGGAUGCACACAAGUUAUAGAAGUGAAUGCUUUGGUCAUACGUUAGUUAUUGGUCAGAUAUGUAGUAUACAGUAGCAGGGCCCUGUUUCCCAAAACCCUCCUAGUGCUACAAUCAUCGUACAGUAAGAACCACAAUUAUUUUCCAAUCGUUUCAUUCUGAACAGAACCAUAUUUUUUUUGUUCCGUUCCAAUGUUCCGACCAGCAAAAUAUAGUUCUGAACCAGUUCGAACCCAAAAAAGUACCACUUCAUAUCAUUCCUUUUUUGUUAAUAUUUAUUUAAAAAUGUAUUUAUUUUAUUAUUAUUUUUAUAAAACAAAAUAGGGGGAUAUAUCAGCUUUAAUAUUGCUGAUAGAUUGUGGCUUCUGUCAAUGUAAUUGUCUGCAUAAUUUCCAAUCCCCCAUAUAUACACUACCAGUCAAAAGUUUGGACACACCUACUCAUUCAAGGGUUUUUCUUUAUUUUUACUAUUUUUUACAUUGUACAAUAAUAGUGAAGACAUCAAAAAUAUGAAAUAACACAUAUGGAAUCAUGUAGUAACCAAAAAAGUGUUAAACAUAUCAAAAUAGAUUUUAUAUUUUAUAUUCUUCAAAUAGCCACCCUUUGCAUUGAUGACAGCUUUGCACACUCUUGGCAUUCUCUCAACCAGCUUCAUGAGGUAGUCACCUGGAAUGCAUUUCAAUUAACAGGUGUGCCUUCUUAAAAGUUAAUUUGUGGAAUUUCUUUCCUUUGUAAUGUGUUUGAGCCAAUCAGUUGUUUUGUGACAAGGUAGGGGGGUGGGGUAUACAGAAGAUAGCCCUAUUUGGUAAAAGACCAAGUCCAUAUUAUGGCAACAACAGCUCAAAUAAGCAAAAAGAAACAACAGUCCAUCAUUAUUUUAAGACAUGAAGGUCAGUCAACACAGAACAUUUCAAGAACUUUGAAAGUUUCUUCAAGUGCAGUCUCAAAAACCAUCAAGCGCUAUGAUGAAACUGUCUCUCAUGAGGACCACCACAGGAAUGGAAGACCCAGAGUUACCUCUGCUGCAGAGGAUAAGUUCAUUAGAGUUACCAGCCUCAGAAAUUGCAGCCCAAAUAUAUGCUUCACAGAGUUCAAGUCACAGACACAUCUCAACAUCAACUGUUUAAAAGGGACUGUGUGAAUCAGGCCUUCAUGGUCGAAUUGCUGCAAAUAAACUACUACUAAAGGACACCAAUAAGAAGAAGAGACCUGCUUGGGCCAAGAAACAAGAGCAAUGGACAUUAGACCGGUGGAAAUGUGUCCUUUAAUCUGGAGUCCAAAUUGGAGAUUUUGUGUUCCAAGCACCGUGUCUUUCUGAGACGCGGUGUGGGUGAACGGAUGAUCUCCGCAUGUGUAGUUCCCACCGUAAAGCAUGGAGUAGGAGGUGUUAUUGUGUGGGGGUGCUUUGCUGGUGACACUGUCAGUGAUUUAGAAUUCAAGGCACACUUAACCGCCAUGGCUACCACAGCAUUCUGCAGCGAUACGCCAUCCCAACUGGUUUGGGCUUAGUGGGACUAUCAUUUGUUUUUCAACAGGACAUUUUACAUUUACAUUUACUUACAUUUUAGUCAUUUAGCAGACGCUCUUAUCCAGAGCGACUUACAGUUAGUGAAUACAUAUAUAUAUUUUUUUAUACUGGCCCCCUGUGGGAAUCGAACCCACAACCCUGGCGUUGCAAACGCCAUGCUCUAUCAACUGAGCUACAUCCCUGCCGGCCAUUCCCUCCCCUACCCUGGACGACGCUGGGCCAAUUGUGCGCCGCCCAUGAGUCUCCCGGUCACGGCCGGCUGCGACAGAGCCUGGAUUCGAACCAGGAUCUCUAGUGGCACAGUUAGCACUGUGAUGCAGUGCCUUAGACCACUGCGCCACUCCACCACUGCGCCACCCAACACACCUCCAGGCUGUGUAAGGGCUAUUUUACCAAGAAGGAGAGUGAUGGAGUGCUGCAUCAGAUGACCUGGCUUCCACAAUCCCCCGACCUCAACCAAAUUGAGAUGGUUUGGGAUGAGUUGGACAGCAGAGUGAAAGAAAAGCACCCAACAAGUGCUCAGCAUAUGUGGGAACUCCUUCAAGACUGUUGGAAAAGCAUUCCAGGUGAAGCUGGUUGAGCGAAUGCCAAGAGUGUGCAAAGCUGUCAUCAAGGCAAAGGGUAGCUAUUUGAAGAAUAUCAAAUAUAAAAUCUAUUUUGAUAUGUUUAACACUUUUUUGGUUACUACAUGAUUCCAUAUGUGUUAUUUCAUAGUUUUGAUGUCUUCACUAUUAUUCUACAAUGUAGAAAAUAGUAAAAUAAAGAAAAACCCUUGAAUGAGUAGGUGUGUCCAAACUUUUGACUGGUACUGUAUAUAUUUGUAAAAUAUAUUUUCCUUCUUUAUUAUUUUAUAUCAUUUCUUUCUGUUCCUUUUUAAAACUGCAUAGGAAAGUCAUUAAGAGCAAAUUGUAUUUUGCCAUUACAGCAUUGUUAAAUCAUAAUGAAAGACAAACACACAUUGUGCUGCCAGUCACAGUGUAGGGCACAAGAUGCAACUGAAACUUUGAGGGUGAGAGAGCGAGAAAGGAUGGAGGAAGCUUGCCUUGAAGCACUGGGCAUCUUGCUAUGACAUGCAUUAUCUCAAUUAUGGCCUAUUGUAUAGAUAAUAGAAGAAAAAUGAACAAUCACCUUGAUUUAGCACCACAGUUUCUUUAUGAAAAUAUUUAGCGAACUCCAUGACAGUAGCUAAAUCAAGGGGCUAUAGCAGCAAACAAGUAGACUACAAAUGCAUGCUGGGUCGGGCAUGCCCUGAGCUCGUGAAGUCAGUGCUACUGGAGCGCUACUGGAGCAAAAUUGGAGCGGGUGAGAAGGUCAACGCUCCAGCCUUUGGGAAUCUUGCUCCACACUCCAGUCAAAUUGGGCACGCUCCACUCCUCUUUCCACUCCAAUUCCGCUCCAGCUCCGCUCCGCUCACAUACACUGUAGCCUACACACACCCACUGGCAAAUAUUUCCAGCUGGCAGGCAGAUGCUGGAAUACGUUUCUGAGUGACAGAGUGAGAGCUUUGCAUAGAUGCUUUGUUGCGAUUUUUGUAGAAAAAAAAAAUGCUGGAAUGUUAAAUAACGUUAUUCGCCGGUUCCCAUGCUUUUAAAAUAAUGGUUCUUUUCCGGAACAGUAUAGAUCAAUUUCGUUUUUGGUUUGGGUUCUGUCCCUCAAAUAUAUAUAUAUAUUUUUUUUUUUCGGUUUUCGUUUCUGUUCCCUGAACCUGUACCAACCCUUGGUAAGAACCCUCAGGGAAUUCUCUGUAUGUACUCUGUUGUACAUAUAUAUGUACGUAUAUUCAGAUUUUAAUGACAGGGUGACACAGUUCAAGCAGACUCUACCUGUGUCCCAAAUAGCACCCAUUUCCCUAUAUACUGCACUGCUUUUGACAAGGGCCAAUGGGGCUCUGGUCAAAGGUAAUGCACUGUAUAGGGAAUAGGGUUCUAUUUGGGACACAUACUAUGUGUGUCCUGAGUUUGAUAGGCAGAGGAGUUGGGCUGUAUGAGAGUGAGUACUGAGUACUGUAGGUGUUGGGGUGUGAACAUUAGUCAGAUGCUCGGUCUAACGCAGCCUGUGUGGCUGUGUCCACUGAGUCAGCAAAUGCCAGCUGAGUGAGUCUGUCUGCACUCAUAUAGGCUGCCGACUCACUGAGACACAGUCAGAACUACCGUGAAAUUACCUGAUUGUGUAAAUCUGAAAACAAACCAUGUUAUGCCUUGUAGAAUGUGUUUAUUAUUCAUGUUGACAAGAGUCAGCUGGAUAUCUGGGAAUUGGGAAUUGCUGCUAAUGGCAUUUCAGCCAAUCAGAUUGCACAUUUCUCCUACCCCGUUUUCUAGGAUAAAUCAUGUUUUAUUUAGGAUUACAAUUAGUGCCUUUUUAACUUUCUGUCUAGGCAUGUAGGCUACACAGUGGAUAUCACUAGCGUGACUAGAGUGUUCUGUAGGCUUGACCGGCCUUAAGACCUUGUGCUGAGGAAAGUGUUAGCUAGGCUAGUGGGGUAUAUUUUUGGAGCUGAGUUUGGCCCAGAUACUCUGCAUGGCUGGCCAGCUGAAGGCAGGGCUGUAGUGUGAGAGGUGCUGGGCCCAUGGCCAGCCUUACUUUGAGGAGUAUGGACAGGUGAGUGUGGGUCUACCAAGCAUAGCCCGCUGAGGCCCUGCACCAAGCCGGUAGAAACCUGUCUGGGUUGUGUCCCAAAUGGUACCCUAUUCCCUAGAUACAGUAAUGCACACAUUUUGACCAGAGCCCUAUGAGCCCUGGACUAUAUAGGGAAUAGGGUGCCAUUUCAGACACAGAACUGGAGUGGAUUGUAAAGCUUGACGGUUCCCUUGUAUUUAUUAGCAGAACGUUGCUAUCUGGGUCAUUUCAUAGCCUCUCUGUUUGACGGACACAGCACUUCAUUUACAAAGAGGUUCUAGCUAUGUUCAGCUUUCCAACAGGUAUAUAAGUGGCAACCACUCCAACCAACAUAGGAUCUGCAGUGCAGCCUGUGUGGCCUAGCCUGAUCCCAGAUCUGUUUAUGCUUUUGCCAACUCCAUUGCUGUCAUUGUCAAACCCAACAUGAGUGACAAGGAGUUGGCAUGCUAGCACCAACAUAUUUGCACUCAGGCUAUGUGUGACCUUGUCUGCCUAGUAACACUAAGUUAAGUGUUAGAUCACAAAGGAGAUGUGCUGUUGUCUCCAUGGAGCGUGUAUACUAUUUAAACACCAGCCAUGCCAUGUCAAAUGAAGCGGCAGCCCAUCAAUUAGGGGUGGCUUAGUGGUGUACAAGGAGAUUAGCGUUGGUUGGAUCCUAAAUGGCACCCUGUUACUUAUUUGGUGUAUUACUUUUGACCAGAGCACUGCCAUUUGGGACGCAAUCUAACGUGACCUUUGGCUGCUAAGAGCAAGGGGUCAUAGAUAAAAAUAGCUUAGGCUCGCUCACAUUUUGGCACAGAGAAAUUUGAGUCAGCUAUAGACGAUAUAGCAAACAUGGAACAUACAUUUACAUUUGAGUUAUUUAGCAGACACUUUUGUAUAGAGCGACUUACAGGAGCAAUUAGGGUUAAGUGCCUUGCUCAAGGGCACAUCAACAGAUGUUUCAUGUACUCAGCUCAGGGAUUCGAACCAGCGACCUUAACCGCUAGGCUACCUGCCGCCCAAGCAUGAUGUCCCUAUUUGAACUUGUAACCAUUCUGUCAGUCAGAUGGGGUGGUGUUUCUUCAUACAUACAUUUUUAAAAUAUAAAUAAAAGCAUGUGCUGCAGUCUUUAUAUAUCCCUGUUUGUUGUCCCUAGAUUAAUGGCAUUCUUUAAUUAAUAAUCACUUGACUUGACAUUUAUAGUUGACUUGGUGUGCAUUCCAUAUUGCAUCCCAAAUGGCACCCUAUUCCCUAAAUAGUGUACUACUUUUGACCAAGGCACUAUAAAACAAAUAGGGUGUCAUUUUGGACGCAGUUUUAAUGACACAUAUUUCAAAUCACUAUGUCAUCAAUUUGACAAGGGCACUGUGGUAGUUUAUUUGGGUGUCUCAUUGAUUGUCUUUAAAUUGAAAAUGAGUGCUAUGGUUCGUUAAUCGGUUCUUCCCCUUUUAAGAAUCAGAGUAAGAGAGAGAAUAUCGAAAGACGAGAGCGGCGCCCAAAGGGCCCCUGCAGAGCGGGGUCCAGCUCCAGAGCCCCCAGUGAAGAGACACCGUGAUCGUGCUCACACCACCACAGCUCACUACAUGCCCCAACGUGGCCACAGCUCUGACCCUACCACCUACCAAAGGACUGCCCCCUCCUCUCAGCCCUCCCAACCUGCCUACGCCCACAUCCCAUACCCCCACGUCUCAGCACCACACACCCACACAUCAGGCCCUGCCAUGGGCCACCAGGGUACCCAUCAGGGGAGCCACAAGGGGACCCCCAUGGAACCUCAGCCUUACCUAGCAAUGCCGGCCCCUGUGGCCACCAAGCUCCCUGGAGCCCCUGUGCUGGAGGUGGAGACCCCAAGGAGGAGGGUGAGCGCUGACCACAUCUACACGACCCACAGGGAGACCCACAGGGAGGGCAGGCAGGCGCUGAGAGAGGAGGUCCACACCGAGGGGCUGCUGAAGAGCCGGAAAGCCGUGCUGCCCUCAGAGAUCCGCCGCAGGGAGAAGAGCGUGGACGACCCCCAGAGAGGGGAGCCCCACCGGGGGCCAGUCAGCCGCCAGGACGACUCCACCACCUCAACCGCCAUGGAGUAUGAGAGCUAUGGGUCCGGGGGGAGGAGAACCAGUCGGGCGGACUCGGAGGAGUGGGAUACUAGGCCCAGGGACCAGCAGCAGCACUGUUCCAGCCACAGCCAGGACACAAAGGAGACAGGUCCAGCCAUGCCCAUGGAGACCUCCCACUCCCAGCCCAGCCAGCAGCAACAGGCUCCUGAGCCUCUCCACCAGCACCAGAAACUCCAGCAGCAUCCGCAGCCCCAGAGUCAGCAGGACCUCCAGGGUCAACACGGCCUGCAGGACCAGCAGCAGGGUGACUCGGCGGUCUACCUACAGAGGGGUGCCUCCCUCUCUCAGGCCAGACACAGGAGCAUGGAGCCAGCCGGGCCCCCCAAGCCCAAGGUCCGCACGCGCUCCAUGUCUGACAUCGGCGUUAGCCAGCGCUCGGCUGCCUAUAGGAGCAUGGAGAGGGCAGCUCCCAGCAGAGAGGCUACCAUGGCAGCCCACCUGGCCAGGGAGGGAGGGGUGGCAGUGGGGGUACUGGCCAAUGGGGAGGUGGGGGCCUUGGAUACCAGGGUCUCUGUGGCCCAGCUCCGACACUCAUAUCUGGAGAACGCCAACAGGAAGCCGGAGCUGUAGGUGGAACAGCAUGUUUACUGACUCUUUAAUCAGUUUGCUUUGCUUUGGUCAUUUGCCUAACACUAAUGUAGACUCUCAUCCUAAUAUGAGACUUGAGAUGUUUGAGCUUGUGUGUUUUUUGAGUGCAGUCUAUUGCAUAAUCAAACAUGAUAUCAAGAGAUCUUCCAAGCCUGUAUUGGGGGAUAACUUAUUAUUUGUUUAGCCAGCUGCUUGGACAUGUUCUGUUAUUAUUAGCCUGUUGGGCAAACUUGAGUGGUUUGUUGCUGCAUGUUGUAUGUGGGUUCAGACACAAUUGGGUUUGUGACAGAAUCCCUAAUUUUGGAGACAGUUAAUUUUUGCGGUGUGAUCGUCUUGUGCGUGACUUCACCACCUCUAACCUGGAUGUCUGGAUUGCUGUGGAAGAAAACUGACCUUGCCGUUCGUUCUCUCACUAUUAUCCCCCUUUUCUGUUGCCGUCAUCGCUCUCUCCAUCCCAACACACGACCUUACAAAGGGAGCCAACUAAAGUAGAGCUUACUGCAAUGGAAGUAGAUCCGGCUGCUGGGACCGCUGACCGGGAGCGUGGCACAGCACGGAGGCCACGGCGCUACAUCACCCCUGGAGACAUCCGCAAGUCCUCUGAGAGAUUUAGGACGCAACCCAUAACCUCUGCAGAGCGUCUGGAGUCUGAUAGGUGAGAGGUUUAGGACUCAGCCCAUAACCUCUGCAUAGCGGCUGGAGUCUGAUAGGUAUUGAAGGCCCUGAGGGACAAGUCUCUCUGAAAAGGUAAACAGAAUACAUUUGCUAAGAUCACCAGUGAGUGUACUGUGGACAGUGGCUUUUCUUUUUUCUCCUGGAGUUUGUGGGAUACAUGGUGCAGACCAUGGGGAUUUUAUGCUGUCUCAAUACUUAAUAAUUUUGUCUGUUGUGCCGUAUAACAAAAUACCAUUCUUGAGUCUAUUUUGAUCAAUGUCUUGUUUGUUUUCUCCCUCAGGUCUCGUCUGAGUCCAACCGAGCUACAGAACCCAGAAGGCAAGUAUCAGUGGAGAUUAUUUAGUUUAUUUAGUUACCAACACCACUCUUAAUUAAAUAACUAUUAAUUAGCCAGAAUGCUCACCAUCUGACGGCAUCAAACCAUUUCAUUAAUUCCAUUCCAGCCAUUACCAUGAGCCAUCUCCCGUCACUAUCCUCCACUGCACCUGCACUCCUCAGUGGGUACACCUUAGUAUUGUGGAUGUGUUGUGGACUGACAAUGGUUUACCCUUCCCUUUUGCAGCUGACGAAGAGAAGCUUGAUGAGAGAGCUAAGAUGAGUGUGGCUGCUAAGAGGUCACUCUUUAGGGUACAGUAUCUGCCUUGUGUGUAUUUGUUUACAUUUAGGGCCGGUUUCCAGGACACAGAUUAAGCCUAGUCCUGAACUAAAAGUAUGUUUCAAUGGACAUUCUCCAUUGAGCAUACUUUUCAGUCCAGGACUAAGCUUAAUCUGUGUUGGGGAAACUGGCGCAUAUAGUAUAUUCCCAUGGUUUGAUGCAUGUUGUUGAUGAGCAGAGAUUUACUAUAAGUAUGUUUCUCUUCGUUCCCCUCCACAGGAGCUAGAGAGGACAACAGAUAGCGUCCCCAAACCGCGGUCCCGUAACCCUGCCGUAGAGAGGCGCCUGAGACGAGUCCAGGACCGUGCGCGCACACAGCCUAUCACCAAUGAGGAAGUGGACAUCGCUCACACGUAUGUCUGUCACUCUCCGAUCAUUACUAAGCGCUGCCUUGGCGUCAUUUUGUUCACAACGGAAGGGUCAAAAAAGUACAACAUUUGGUCAAUAUAAAGCUAUUCAUUCCAAUCUCUCUUCUUGUGAUGUUCUUGUUUGACUCUCUUCCCCUGUCUACUGCUUUGUUUCUCUGAUUCUAUUGUCUGCUGCUUUGUGACUCCUCUCUCUCUCUCUCUCUCUCUCUCUCUCUCUCUCUCUCUCUCUCUCUCUCUCUCUCUCUCUCUCUCUCUCUCUCUCUGUGACUCCUUUCCCUAUGUGACUCCCUUGUCUGUCCCUGUCUAUGUGGGACACUUUUCUGGACAUAUAAAGUGUCCCUGCUAUGUCCUCACAAUUGGUGACGGUCCACACCACAGUAGCACGCAUCCCCAGCCCCACUGUAGUCAACACCACCAUGACCAGUUACAGGUACAGGAACAGGUGUGUGUGUAUAUUGGCUUGUGUGGCAAUGCAUGGAUAUUAAGUUAUUAUUGAUUAAUUAAUAGUUUUGCACAAUUGCAGUACAUUUCUGAAAUCCUAGUUAGAUGAUUCCGGAUGUCCUUCUUAUUCCCUCUGAUUCAAGGAAUCUUGAAUCUUCUGGAAAACCUGGGAAUUUUGGGAAAGUUACCAUCAUUUUGCAACUGUAUUAAUUCAUUUGUAGUCGUUGUCUAAAGCUACAGGUGGAAUUAGGCAGGCAGACAUCUGCUGUACAGUGCCCUCUGCUGGUUAUAGUGUUCAUAGUGCUCACUCACGCCUGCUAGUUUCCCCGGAAUAGCUGUGUGAAGUUGAACCUUAUAGGGGGAAGAAACUUGUUUUAACACAAUAGAUUCUUUAGUACCUUUCAACUCCACAAGUAUUAGGGGAGAAUGGGGUAAGUUGAGCCAUAUUUUACAUUCAGCAUCACUACAUCCAGGGAAAUAUAGUAUUCUUUCUAACAAACAACUCUACAUAUAUUUCAGGAUUUUGUGUAUCCCUGGAAAUAAUCAGAAUUAAUGUAAACAUAUAUAUAUUAUAUAUAUAUAUAUUUUUUAAAUAAGUGAUCUCUUGCCACAACUUAUGGAGUAAACUGAGCAUAGGGACAGGGUAAGUUGAGCCGCCUUGGGGUAAGUGGGUGAUGGUGCUGGUAGGUCAAAGUUUUCAUGGAAUGGGGGUUUGGUGUAUUGUAUAUCUUAAAUAAUAUGUAUGCCUAUAUUCAGAUAUAGAUUUCUCUGUUCAAUAUCGCUUACACUUCCAGUUGAAUGGGACAUGGAUGCUGUUUCGAUGUGACAAUUUGUAGGCAAAUUCUCUGCAUUUGAGGCUACUAAGCUCCUACAACUGGUCGGCAAGAUUCUUGAUAUGUUUAGCAAGCUCAGACUCCAUGUCAUCUUUCGCAUAUGUACAUGUUUGUUUUCUUUUUUGUCAUUGUAACUCUUCAGUGUCAUUCAGUCUAUUUUUCCAUCCAUAACUUCCUUGGCUGUUAUGGAUGACACUUCUCAGUAGUUGGUAUUCAGACUUACCGAAUGCAGGUGCGUAAUGGGUUUUGCAGGAAUGGCUCCCUUGCGCACACUAAAUAAAUUAAAUUAAACUGCUGAAAACCCUCCCACUUGCUAGCUAACAGAUUUUCUCGUGGAGUUGUCAUUCAAUAGGGUUUUCAGUACAUUUAUCGAAAGCCAUCCCUUUAAAUAUGGUGUACCUUUAAUGUCAAAAAAAUCUCGACAGACUCACUAGAAUAUAAUGUUUAUCGAGAGACAGGUUCAGAAUAGGGAUCAAUUAAAGAAAGCCAUAUAAAUACCCGCAUCUUCGCCUCCUUUUCAGCACCAAUUGGUAGAUAAAAAAAAUAAUUGUUUAGGGUUAGGGAAGUAUUUAUGAAUCAUACAUAAACAGGGUUGGAGAGCCUUUACACACAAAAUGUAUUAGCCAAUCAAAAAGACAGUGGUUUCAUUCAUCCUGAAAGGUCCAGUUGUCGUGAACCAUGCUCCAGGCUCCAGGUUUAAACUGCUAUGUAUGGUCUGCGUUUCAUAAUGAUUCAAAUAAACUACAUGUCCCAGAUUAUUGCACAACUUGUAAUACUUUAUCCUAAUAUGAUCCACUAUUUCUAGUGACCAUCAGGAACAACCACACAGACGUGACAGUGGAAAGAAAGGUAAACUAACGAUGUAAUGGAAUGAUGCAAAUUGUAGGCUACAAAUGGAAGGAAACUAACAGUCACUGCACCAAAGUGACAGUUAUUACGUAUGCGGGUAUUACUGACGGUGGCUACCAAUAGUGGCUAAUAUUUAAUAUGAGAGAAAUUGUUAAAAAUAACUUUAACCUCUUAAGGCCCAAGCUGUUUUUUUACAUGCAUUUUUUAUUUCUCUUUGCUAUUUGGGCUUAUUGGAACCUAAUUAGAAUAAAAACGAAGUAUCAUCUUUUGAUAUGAUGUACUUUUAGAGAAAAAUUAUGUCCACAUAUGUGGAUUCAUGGUCCGAAUUGCAUUAGGCUAACAUUUUCAACACAACUAAUUUAAGUAUGUAUGUAUGUAUUUAGUGAUUUAAUUGUUAUUUAUUUCAUUGGGACCAUGUACAGCUUUUUAGCUGCAUCAGAGCUAGCUUUUUUCCCAUUUUACGUGUGUGCAUGUUUACAAGCAUAUUAGCUGUUUCGAGGAGCCUCAGUCCAUAAGUACACUUACGUGUACUUCAUGUUUAGCGACCUACAAAGUUGCUAGUUUUACACUUUUUUUUUCAAAUUUGCAUGUCAUGACAAAUAUACAAGGCUUUUAUAAAUAUCUAAAUCAGAAUAAGCCAUGAAAUAUGACAGAACUUCUACACAAUUGUGGACAUAAGAGCUAAAAAGUGCUGUCCACGUAUGUGACCACUAAGCCCUAGGAGGUAAAGUCCGGGCAGACUUGAAAAGAGGCAAAAAUACCUGUCAAGUUGACAUGCUUUUCCGUUUGCUGAAAUAUGACUGGUUUCACAUUUGCCUCCAGCGAUCAUAAGGUAAAAUAGUCCUAAAACAAUUGUCAUUUAUAUUUACAAUCCACUUAUCCAAACGGAUUAGUCAUUUACCUAGGUCUUAUCAAUAGCUCUUAUCAAUUUAUAAAUGACAAUGCAAGGAGAUUAUUCUAUCGGAAAAAAGAAAGUCGAUGUUUUUCCACUUGGAUCUGACCUGUUGCUUGACUUUAUUCAUUGUUUCCUCAGUUGUGGUAGAAUUAUGAGGGAAUUAAGUAAAGGACAAAAUAUGGCAUAUCUGUAGACACACCUCCAUUUCUGUGAUCUCCAUCCCAAACGAAUUUUGGCUGACAGAUGCAUUUGCCCAUAUUUAAGUUCAAGGUCAGAAUACAUGUAGAGAGAAGGGUGCAUAAAAAGGGAAUUAAGUUUAAUUUACGCACACGUAACUCGGAUCUGAAUUCCCCCCAUUAUGCAUAAAACUGACAAAAUGUAAUCAUCAUUUGUAUGGAGUAUGGUGGCCAUUGGCUCAUCUUACCCCAUGGCAUUUGGCUCAAUUUACCCUAAGGCAAACAUUUUGACUGUAUUAGCCCACACAGUUACUAUUAUGCACUUUCAUGCUAGGUUUAGGACCUUAUAUUGUAGUUUAUAGAGACCCCAAAUCUUACAACUAUCUACUUUGGUUUCAAGCAUUAUGAAACCUAUAACACAAAUAAUUCAUUUGACUUUAUGAAAUUACGUUUUUUGGACAAAAAUAAAAACGUUUUCCGUGUGGUUUCUUCCUUCACAGACUCCAUGAAAUGAGGUUGUCACUAGUUAACAUGGUCACAAAGUCAUAAACCCUGCCUGUUUCUACAAUUUGUCCUCUUAAAAUCUGAUUUGAAACCUAACCCUAACCUUAAGUAUAACCUUAACCACAUUGCUAACCUUAUGCAUAACGCUAACUUUAAAUUAAGACCAAAAAGCACAUUAUUGUUUUCAUGACUUUUAAAUCUAACUAUAGCCAAUUUUGACUUUGUGUUUGGGUUAUCUAGUGGAAACCAUGAAAUGAUGACCUCUUCCUAAAUAUUUGGUCACAUGAUUCAUUUUGUGUAUGGUUUCCUAGAAUGAAAGGGUGGCUCAACUAACCCACUCUCCCCUACUGCUUUCAGUAUUGUUUGUACUCUUUAAGGGAUAGUUCACCUAAAUUACAAAAUGGCAUAUUAGGAUUCCUUGUAAACAGUCCGUGGAACAAGAUAACACAGCAAUCUCCAGAUGUAAUAUUGUAAUGCGGGUGAACUAUCCCUUUAUGUUCCUAUGUUGAAAUGUGUCACACAUCUUCUAACGCUGUGACUGAGGGAGAAAAGGUCAAAGGUAAAGCCAGUUAAAGCUUCAGGUUCACGUGUGGGGCGAGCGUGUAGCACCCAGUUUGUUUUCCAACUGAGGUUAAACUUAACAUGCUGACAGAACCAACCAUCCAUAUUCUCUACUACAGAUGGCUGACAGCAUGAGCAGCAUGAUUAUCUCAGUGCAGGCUACACACAUCUACUUAGAACUCCUGUUGCCACCCCAUGUCUGCAUCCUGAUUCUCCACAAGUAUGCACUUGCCAAUGAUUACUACCCUUUUCCACCAUCGUAAGUGCUGCACGCUCAACCAAUCCUUUUAAAUCCAUGACAGGGAGUGUACAAUUGCACUCUUUGAGAGAAGGGUAGAGAAGCGGGAUGCAGCGUUUCGCUAUCAUGUUCUGAUCAGGAAUUGUAAUGAUUUACCUUGAUGCUAUUCACAGGAUACUGUACAUGCUUUAUGAAGAUGAAUAGUUAGUUUGAUCAUAAGCAUCACCGGGGCUUAAGCAUUAUUGUGUUCAUGUGGUUGAGUUCAAUGCAAACUUCAGAUUUUUCUGACUAUUAACAUUGUAGUUUUGCUACUUAACAGAAUGUGUUUUGAUUACCUAACUGAUCAUCUAGCAUGUUGACAUGUUCUUGCUAGAUAUUGUCCUUAAAUUGUACAGUAUGGUACAUUAUAAUACAGUGUUACAUAUGGCCCUACAGCUGUUAACCCAUAGAAGCACAAUCUGCACUCAUCCCCUGUGUGUGUGUGUGUGUGUUUAUGUGUGCUUCCUACUCCCAGCCUGCAGGAGGCAUCGCAGCAUGGCUCUAUGGUGCGGAGUAUGGGGGAGCAGGACAAGAAGAAAGAAAGGGAGAGGGAGGCCCAGCCUGAGGAGAAAAUGGAGGGCCUGGGUCCAGAUGAGCCUGACCUCUCCACUCUCAGGUACAGACAGAGAAUGUGCUCAACUCUUAUCCUCUUAUGUAAACAAAUGAAAGGGUGUUUGGAAGCAAAAAUGUAUCACAUCGAAAAAGUUGCAAUUGGAGCUUGUUUUUUUUUCUUCUCUUUGAACUCAUGGCAACAUGUCUUAAAUUUUACAACUUGAUUUUAGAUAGGUCCACACCCUGAAAUAAGUCUAUGGGCCAGGAAAAACUGUAAUCCAUGUUUCUUUAAACAACCACUAAAAACUUCAGCUAACUUUACCCACCACUAGCUAACAUUCAAUGGAAGUGAUGGGGAUAUAGACCCUAGUGACAGACCACACACUGACAUACAGUACAUUACCUCUCCCCUCACAGCCUUGCAGAGAAGAUGGCCCUGUUCAACCAGCUGUCCCAGCAGCCCUCCAAGCCUGCUGCAGAGGGGGCCGGGGCCUCUAGGGGUGACACCCGCCAGCGCAGGGCCAACACCCGCUUCCAGACCCAGCCUAUUACCCAGGGAGAGGUGGAUCAGGUAUAGAGUCCUGCCCCUCUCUCAACCCAGAUAGACAAUGGACAUGUGCACAUGCACACUCCCUGUCAUGGAUUUUAAAGCAUAGGAUUGAUGUAAGCAGUGGCUGGAGGGAGGCUCCACCCAUUGUUCAAUCCAUGCGAGAUAGUGUACAAGUGCACACCUCGGGAGAACGGUGCAGAAUCAGGACCAAAAAAUGAGGGGCUUCCUCUCUCUUGCUCUUCAAAAAUGUAGCCUCUAGGUGUCAAGCCUUACAAUGAGGGCCAGUUUCCCUGACCCAAAUUAAGCCUAGUCCUGGACUAAAACCCCACCAAUGGAGAUUCUCCAUAUUUUUGGAAACUGUUCCUGAGAGUAUGUUGUUAUACACAAACGAGUUUAUCUUUGCCCUGAUACAACUACAGGUUGAUCAUUCUGUACAAACACUGAAGAACUUACACAAUCACACAAUUAGUAAGUGAUCCAAGCAGCAUAAUAUUGAACUGAAACAUUAACGUGAACUAGUAUAUAACAACCCUGUAAGUGAAGUAAUGCUGUGUCCAUACAGGAGAUAGAUCCUAUGGUUACCUCUCUUCCUCCUCCUCCGUUGACUAACAGAGAACAAGUAAGAGCCUGCCUAGCAACCUGCCUAAACAUUGCUGCUGACUGGUAGUGUUCUACUCAUAGCAUUCUAAAGGCUCGUAGCGUUCUAAAAGCUUGUAUGCGUUCAUAUGGCGAGCCAUGAUAUCCAUUAACAAUACGGCUUGGUGUUAUGACAAUGUUAAUAUAGAUGUUGAAAUGCUCAGCCCUCAUAGAGUACAUGAUUUUCAUUCAUGCAUUCACUUUGGAAAUAUGACACAACCCCAAAGUGUGUCAUUCAUAUAGGAAUGAAGAACUACCGUAUAUCAUGACAGGGAUGUAGCUCAGUUGGUAGAGCAUGGCGUUUGCAACGCCAGGGUUGUGGGUUCGAUUCCCACGGUGGGCCAGUAUUAAAAAUAAUAAUGUAUGCACUAACUGUAAGUCGCUCUGGAUAAGAGUGUCUGCUAAAAUGUAAAUGUAAAAUUACAUUAUACUGCUACAUUGUGCUUGCUUACAGAAAACUUUGGCAUGAAAGCACAGUAGUGUUUAGUGAAUACAACGAUAUUCUGCCUCAAGAUGCUUUAAUAUCAUAUUAGCAAGAGAGUUCUGCUCUUCUAAAAUGCUUAUCCAAUGGCUGAAUAAGUAUGCAUUUAGACAUUAGUAAUAAUAUUUAUAGGAAUGUAUUAGACUCAGAUGCAUGCAAGAUUGGUUCUUGUGCAAAGGCUGUCUUGUCUUGAGUGUACUGUAAAUUGAAUAAAUACAAAUUUGGCUGGAAUAUUAUAGGUUUAAUUAUUAAUGUUGAUUAAGUCAAAGAUUGUAGGGAAGUUGUGUUGUGCACAGGUUAAUGCAUACUGCUUGGUUCUAAAGUUGCACUGAAGGUGAAGGUAAUUAACAAUGGUAAAGGGUAAGUGCUCACUUUCAGGUGAACAUCACAGAAGAGAAUCACUCCUAAAAAGCAGGAUGAAUUAUAAUGCAUAACAUUUUAACGCUAUGAUUAUGCAUUGCUAAAGAAAAUGACCUCUUACAAUACUUUCCAUUGAGAAGAAUAUAUGCUUCAUUGGUCAUUUAUUAUGAAUGGGGUAAAUGGGAUAUGGUCAGAGGCAAUGACUUGUGAAUUGUGAUAUUAUUUGUGUUUUUUUCUGAAUUACCUCAUGGCCCAGGCCUGCCUUGUCUAAAGCAUGUUUUGUUUAGAAUUGGCGAUGGUCCAUGUUUGUUUUUUUAUGACCAAAUGUGAAGAGCUGCUCUACACGGAUUCAUUUCUAUCUGCAUCUGUUCUGACUGCAUGUUGUCCUUUCCCCCCUCCCUUUAUUCCUCCAUCCCUCUAUCCCUCCAUCUCCCCCUCCAUUCAUUCAUCCCUCCCUCCUUCCAUUCGGUCAUUCCUCCCUCCAUCCCUCCUCUCGCUUCCUGCAGCUGCAGAAUGGAGGAGGAGGGGUCAAGCUGGAGCCGCUGUCUGCCUCUUUGGUCCGCUCCGUGGCAGCUGUCACCUCCCAGGUCUCAGUCGCCGAGGUAACCACGGCGACUUCCAGCGACAGCAACAUCCACCUUGGGAAAUCUAUGGCCGUCCCCUACAACCCACUACCACCACCCAGGAGAGGGGAGGGGUGAGGUGUGUGUGUGUUUCCUCAUAUUAUGACAUUUGAAAAUGGUGUCAAAUAAAAUACAUGAAACCAUGUAUUGUUGCUUAAUUGAAGUUUGUCUGUCUGUCUGUCUGUCUGUCUGUCUGUCUGUCUGUCUGUCUGUCUGUCUGUCUGUCUGUCUGUCUGUCUGUCUGUCUGUCUGUCUGUCUGUCUGUCUUCUGUCUGUGUCUCUCUCUCUCCUCUCUCUCUCUCCUCCUCUCUCUCUCUCUCUCUCUCUCUCUCUCUCUCUCUCUCUCUCUCUCUCUCUCUCUCUCUCUCUCUCCCCCCCUCCCCCCUCUCUCUCAGGUACUUCAGCCUGACCAAGGGCGGAGACUCCUCCAGUUUCCCUGAACCAGAUCUGUACUCCCCAGGCCCUCCCCUUUCAGAGCAGCAACAGCAGCAGCAGGCUCACAGCAGAAGUGCCAGAGAGAGAGGAGGAGACAGAGGCGGAGCUCCUGGAGCCGGUCGCUCCUUCACUGGCAACAGAGAGAGAGAGGAGGAGGAGGAUGUGUGGGGAGGAGGGGCCAGCAGAGAGGAGAGGGAGAGCCAUGGUAGUAGUGGUGCUGGAGGCAGCAGCAGUAAGGGAAGACUCCACUCCCCCGACAGGGACAGCAGACAGCAGAGCUAUCAGCCCCCAGCCCCAGAGCCCCAGCCAUGGCACGCCAACAGUAGCCAGCAGGAGUCCAUCGACCCUCCCUCUUUGAGGCACGGGAGGGGUGAGUUGCUGGUGGAGCCCAGCCAGCACAGAGACAGAGAGAGAGACAGAGAGAAAUACGGCAGUAGCAUCAACAUCUCCCUGGAGAGGAAAGAGGACGGGAGCUACCUGGGAGAGACACACAGCUCAGAGAGACACACAGAGCUGCAACACACAGCAGACAGAGAGAGCACACGGAGCAGCAGGAGCAGGGAACUCCUCUCAGGUAGGAAACACAGACCAUUGUAUGCCUCCCAAAUGGCACCCUAUUCCCUACGUAGUACACCACUUUUGACCAGGGCUGAACAAACAUGCAUGUAGAUUAGAGGAAUAUUUAUAUGCAUUCAUUAUACGGACGGUAGAUGCACUCAAGAGGGUUUUUCUAUUCCAUGCACUAUAAAAAGGGCAUAUGGUGUCAUUUGGGAUGCACACAAGAGAUAGCGAGGACAAGGGAAAUAUCUUAUUGUCUCAUGGAUCAUGCAGCAUGUUAAUUGCAUGCCUCUUUCCAUUGGCUACACACUGCCUUCAUCGGCGGUUUGAUUUGUCUUAACGCCUAAUGCUUCUGUGUUCAUCACAUCACAGACACUAUCUGACAGACAGGAAGACUAGAGACACGGCUUCAGCUGAAUCUAAUUAGCAUAUUUGUACAUACAUUUGCCCCCGUGGCUCCCUUUGUCUGCAAAUGUAGGACCACUCUUACUGACAGGUUGUUUGUAAUUGUGAUUCCAAAUGGAAAUCAAGUAUGAUUGUGGAUAUGUUUUUGUGGAUGACAUGGAUGGAUGUCAGUGUUGUAGGCUGUGGUUUACGCAUUGGUGUUGUGCUCUGUAGGGUAGACAGACAGUGUAAACAGGCUGACCCAUCCGUCUGUGUGUCUGGAUGACUGUCAGCAUACAUCGUGUCCAGAGGAUGUGGGGUCGUCUUUUUUCAAUGCCAAUGCAAUGAGGGAGAUGGGAAUUUGUGGAUGACAGGGGAGGAAUGAAGAUGAAGGCUGUGAAGUUUCCUUGAGAGUUUCCUCUUAGAAAGACAGGAGACAGGCUAGAGAGCCAGCGUCAGUGAAGCGAGAGCAGACAAUGGGAGCCUCGUUGUUCCGAUGGAGGCGAGUCUGUCUUAAUUUCAGAUCCGAGAGGAGGAGAGGACUGAGAGAGAGAGAGAAAGGAGAGCAAAGAGUGAGAUUGAGAGAAGAGAGGGGGGUGAGGGCAAGAGACGUAGGAGAGAGGAGCAUGGGGAGCUGAAGUGCUGAGUAGCAUGUAAGAUGAGAGAGAGGGAGAGAGAGAAGUGAGAGAGAGGAGAGAGAGAGAGAGGAGAGAUUGGGGGGGGGUGGGGAGAGUGGCAGAGAGAGAGCUAUGAUAGACUGAUGACGAUAGUCUAUGAGAGUGAGUGAAGAGUCUGAGAUUAUUUUGGAAUCCUAUCUGAGUGAGAUUGUAGAGAGAGAGAGAGAGAGAGAGAGAGAGAGAGAGGAGAGAGAGAUCCUCUAUGCAGACAGAACACUGGACACCGGCUGAGCAUUAGAGAUCAUGUGAACUGAACACUGAUCAUGGCAGUCGUGAAGGGUGUAUGCAAUGCAUACGUGUGUGUGUGUGUGUGCAUACGCGGUGUGCAUGUGUGCUAUGGGGGGCUGCUAUUGGGGUCUGCUUCUCCCCGUGUGUGAGUAUUGAUUACACUGUGGAUUUAUUACAAUGCAUUUUCUGUGUGUGUGUGUGCAUGUGUGCGUGUGCGUGUAUGUUGCUGUCUAUAUGUCUACAGACACCGAGCACACCAGUGUGUCAUUGAGAACUGUGACAACAGCGGCAGCGUCUAGGAGUGUCUCUCACACCUCCAGUACACAACAGCAACAGCAGCAGAUCCAGUCUUUGAACCAGCCUCCCCAGACACUGCCCAAGCUCUACACCCAGUCUACCCCACAAACCCAGCCCCAGGAAAACUCCCAACCUCCCCAGCCCCAGCACUUCACCCAGGCACCUCCAGCCCAAUCCCAGCCCAAGCACCAGGAAAGGGAGAGGAGCUUCACCCAGCCACUACCCAAGCCUUACUCUCAGCUAACCCCUCAGACUCAACCCAAACCCCAGUCCUUAUCCCAGCCUCCUCCUCCCCAGACCGCCCCCCAGACCCUGCCCAAGCCCACGUCCUUCCCUCAGCCGCUGGUCAAGUCUCAGUCCCUACCUCUGGACUACAGUGACGACUUCACAGGACACGGUGUCUCCGACCUCCUCUCCCCCACUGAAACAGAACUCUCAGAGAUGUCCGCCAAACAGAUGUCCAUCAAAGAAAGGUUAGUCUGUGCUGGGUGAUUGGGUAACAAUGGCAAUGGGAGGAUGUUGUACUGUACAUACACUACCGGUCAACAGUUUUAGAACAUCUACUCAUUCAAGGGUUUAUCUUUAUUUUUUACUAUUUUCUACAUUGUAGAAUAAUAGUGAAGACAUCAAAACUAUGAAAUAACACAUAUGGAAUCAUGACAGCUUUGCACGCUCUUGGCAUUCUCUCAACCAGCUUCAUGAGGUAGUCACCUGGAAUGCAUUUCAAUUAACAGGUGUGCCUUCUUAAAAGUUAAUUUGUGGAAUUUCUUUCCUUCUUGAGCCAAUCAGUUGUGUUGUGACAAGGUAGGGGUGUAUACAGAAGAUAGCCCUAUUUGGUAAAAGACCAAGUCCAUAUUGUGGCAAGAACAGCUCAAAUAAGCAAAGAGAAAUGACAGUCCAUCAUUACUUUAAGACAUGAAGGUCAGUCAAUCCGGAACAUUUCAAGAACUUUGAACGUUUCUUCAAGUGCAGUCUCAAAAACCAUCAAGCGCUAUGAUGAAACUGGCUCUCAUGAGGACCGCCACAGGAAUGGAAGACCCAGAGUUACCUCAAAUGCAGAGUAUAAGUUCAUUAGAGUUACCAGCCUCAGAAAUUGAAGCCCAAAUAAAUGCUUCACAGAGUUGAAGUAACAGACACAUCUCAACAUCAACUGUUCAGAGGAGACUGUGUGAAUCAGGUCUUCAUGGUCGAAUUGCUGCGAAGAAACCACUACUGACACCAAUAAUAAGAAGAGACUUGCUUGGGCCAAGAAACACGAGCAAUGGACAUUAGACCGGUAGAAAUGUGUCCUUUGGUCUGGAAUCCAAAUUGGAGAUUUUUGGUUCCAACCGCUGUGUCUUUGUGAGACAUGAUUCCAUAUGUGUUAUUUCAUAGUUUUGAUGUCUUCACUAUUAUUCUACAAUGUAGAAAAUAGUAAAAAUAAAGAAAAACCCUUGAAUGAGUAGGUGUUCUAAAACUUUUGACCGGUAGAGUAGGUUUACAGAAAUCCUGGUUGUAGGAUUGCGAAUAUCCUGCUUAUUCCCUUCUGAUGCCGGAAAUCUUCCAACCAUAAUUUUAGAAUUUUGGGAAAGUUACAGGAAUUUUGCAACCUGAGUAGUAAUUGUCUGAAUGGGUUCUCUGUUGUGCAAGAUGUAGGCAUCAUUCAGGUGACAUAGCGGCUUGCCAAAGAUUUCACCUUGAUUCACGUUGUUGUCUCUGUAAAAAACGUGAUGAAUAUGAGACCAAAUGAGGCCAAAUGGUACCCUUUUCUCUAGAUAGUGCACUACUUUCAUAAGGCUCUGGUGAAAAGUAGGACACUAUGUAGGGAAUAGGGUGCCAUUUGGGGCACACACAGAAUCCCCCUGUGUCCUUGUUUCUGCCUCUCUUUGAGGUGAAAGUGAUUUAUUCCUGGCCACUGUGCAUUUUCCCUAUUUGUUCCUGGAGAGAGGAGAGACAGGAGAAGGAGAGCAGGCUGCAGUCUGUAGACAUCUUUAGUAUUUGUCCCAAAUGGCAGCAUAUCCCCUUUAUAGUGCACUACUUUUGACCUGACUGCAUCCCAAAUCCCACUCUACCCCCUGACUCCAUCCAAUUGGCGAAAGAUUUUCAUGCGAAUAUUCUAAAAUCCGCAUAAAGAAAAUAUGUGCAUUUUCCCACCAGUGGUGUGUUUCCACCAAACGGACUUGUUUCAGAUAAAAGUCAAUGCAUGAAGAUGUAGUGCAUGCAAAAUGUACUUUUUAGCUUAAGUUUACAUGUACCGAUGUGUUUAUGUGUCCUGUCUCUGUCAGGCUGGCCCUGCUGAAGAAGAGUGGUGAGGAGGUUAACCUCUCUUUCUCUCUCUCUCUUUCUUUCAUUCCCUCUCUCCCUCUCUCUCCCAGGCUGGCCCUGUUGAAGAAGAGUGGUGAAGAGGACUGGAGGAACAGGAUCAAUAAGAAGCAGGAGGUGGUAAAAGUGGCUGUGACUGAGAGACACUCCACAGUACAAGGACAGGGAUGGGAGGCAGAGCAGACCUACAAGAAGAAGGUGAGACUACACACAGCUGGACCUCCAAAUUGAAUCUUGAAAGAGAAGCCCCAUUGUGGGCUCAAAAAGAUACAAACAAACAAACACACUAUGUGGAGAUUCACUGCACUAUAACUACAACAGUACAACAAUACAACAAGCAGCAUCACCACACCUCACAAAAUGACUAUUGAGAUCAUAUGAUAAUGCAUGAAACAUGUUUCAACAACCUAGACUUUGUCAUGCUGUACCAUCAUUACUCAACCCAUUACCCAUACAGUACUAAAUGAUUACAGUAAGGUGGAUUUAGAUGCAUUUGCAUUCACAAAAACCGUUUUUGUGUUCAUUGUUUUUGUUAUACUAAGUUAAAGAUGCACUCUCAAACUUUUUGUUAAUUUCAGCCAGUAGUUUUGAAAGUGAUGCUCACCUUCCAAAAGUGGUCCCUGUUUUUUGUGUACUACGUCAUCCAAUUGUGCACUACGUCAUCAAUUUUGUGAUAUGCUAGAAGUUUGUUGUGCUUACGAUCCCAGAGCGCAUCUUUAAGUAGUCUCAUUAUGGCACUCUUCCUGGUUGCCAUUUUAAAGGGGCCUCUCAUGUGAGGGUGCCUUUCAUUUCCCCCUUGCCAUUCAUCAGCCCCAUCUGCUCCAGUGUGAGAUCAGCUCAGCUCAGUGGGCUGAUGCCCCCUUGUGUCCCAAAUGCCCCCCUGUUCCCUAUAGUGCCCUUCUUUUGACCAUAGUUUGACCAUUACCCUAUGGGCCCUGAUCAAAAGAAGUGCACUAUACAGGGAAUAAGGUGCCAUUUGGGACCAGUGCCUGGGGCAACACAGCCCUGCAUGGAACAUAUGGGCCAGUCUCCCUGUGGAAUUAGCAAUCUGGGGCCUUUGGAGAAAUCCCUUUUCUACUUUACACUGGGACAAGAUCAAGUCAAAAUUGCACACUCUGAUUGAAGAUGGAGUUUCACUUAAACUAGUGCUAAUGCCACCAAGAUCUCAUUUGACAAUAUGGUUACAGAAUGGCAUGUGAUUAUAUGUAUAGUUUAAUGUACUUUUUACUGUACAGUAUUACAUUGAAUUAAUGAAUUAGUCUACGUUAUGCUACUUCACAAAAAUUCUGGUUUAACUGAGCAUAUUCAGUUCAGAUUAUAUCUAAAACAGAGACACUGACUUCUUGGAAUAAUUUAAUCGCCCCUCCUUUCUGUUAAUGAUGCACCCCAUUGUGCUGUAAUCUGGGUCAAAUCCUGUCUGUUUGUGUACUUAAUACUUCAUGUUAAAUCCUCCCGUUGAUCACACUUCUUCUAAGCCUCAUGUUACAGUAGCAACAGUAAUGGGUUGGGGCUAGGGUUGGAAUUACUGGCCAGUUGGACUAGUAGACUACAAUUUCUACUAGCCCAGGUGACGUUCUACUAGCCAAGGUUCCAAAAUAUAUGCCACGCGAUAUUUGAUAGGUCAACAUUUCUGGCGUGUUUGGCACAUUUUCUACUAGCCUAGCACUAGCCUUCUCCGUUUGAACAUGCUAUGUGUUUCCCCUGUGUUGUGUUUCCCCUGUCUUCAGGAGGAAGGGAUGGUUAUUGAUGAGUUCGCUGCUGUCACUGUAUCUGACCAGCUGUGGGUAAGGCCUGACGACGGUGCUGUGCCCCAGUGCCAACGGUGGUCCACUGAGCUCUGUGUGUGACCUGCUGCUUCUUUCAGUCUCUUCUGUUCUGUUCUGUUGUUCACUGCUGUUCAGUGUUGCAGUGGUCUGAUGAGGGUUGCAAAAUAUCGGUAACUUUCCCCAAAUUCCCAGGUUUUCCAUAAAUCCCGGCUGAAGAAUUCCCAGAUUUUCCUACUUAUUCCCUCCUUGUAAAACCUGGGAAUUUUGGGCAAAUUACCAGAAAUGUGCUACCCUAGUUGUUCACUGCUCUUCAGUGUUGCUGUGGUCUGAUGCUAUCCUCCCUCUUGUGGUUUGUGGCUGUGUUAUGGGAUGCUGGUAAUGGACUUAGCUUUAGAAUGAACUCCUUGCACUUUUGCUUGAUUUGAAGUCAAUAUAGCUACGCUAUAGUGUUCAGAGAUAAGAUGCUAUGCGUUUGUUGCUACGAUGCUGCCAGUCACUGCUUGUUUUUCUCCUCAAAAUGUUUGCUUUUUGAACUGCACUCUGCAUAGUAGUGAUGGAGAAAGACUUGAUUCAACAAAAUAAAUGAAUAUUUAUUACAUAAGUCAGUAGUGACAGAACAAAAUGGCCUCUCUCUCUUCAUGACUGUAUCACAGAUUGUCACUGAGACAUUCGUCACUGGCUUGUCUAGACCAGGGUUUCACAAAUUCGGUUCUGGGAUCCCCCCUGGGUGCAUGUUUAGUUUUUUGCCCUAGCACUACACAGCUGAUUCAAAUAAUCAAAGCUUGAUGAUGAGUUGAUUAUUUGAAUCAGCUGCGUAGUGCUAGGGCAAAAACCAAAACGUGCACCCAGGCAGUGUCCCCAGGACCGAGUUUGGGAAACCCUGGUCUAGAUCCCUGUAUCAUGUGCUGUGUGAUGGGUAUUGGGUACAGCAGCUGCAAUGUGCAUUGCUAGUUACCGAUUAAUUUGUAUUCAAGCACCUCUGUAUAUGUUCAUGAUUAAACACUUAACACUUGCAUGCCAGUGGUGGCUGGUGGGACUUUAAAUUGGAGGACAGACUCAUAGUAAUGGAUGGAACGUAAUAUAUGGAAUGGUAUCAAACAUCAAAGAAAUGGUUUCCAUGAGUUGGAUACUGUUCCAUUUUUUCCAUUCCAGCCAUUGCUAUGAGCCGUCCUCCCCUCACCAGCCUCCACUGUUGCAUGUCUUUGCAUUUCAUGUGAAGUGUAUGGAUGUGGGGCUCAGUUGAUGGUCCUCUGGAGAUGUUGUCUCUCUUUAAAGGGGAAAAGACAUUGUGAACCAGCUAAAGGUUUGACUGGGGAACCCCGGCUCAGUCUGCUUCAGCCCUGGAAACACCAUCAUGACUUCAGACUUGAUUUAUCCAAAAUAAUCUCUGUGAGUUGUCCCUCAGUGGCUCUCAGUAUCUCGCUCUGGGUCUCUUUGUCACAACUUGUUGUGUAUGAUUUCUGGUUUGUAAUGGUAUGGUUUGGUAACUCUCCUUCCUUUGCAUCCCUUUCUCUAGUAGGGUUGGGGCGCCAUCCAGUUUUUCAUACCUUCAAAAUACCCCGGUAUAUGGUAUGAUCAUAUACCUGGCUGCCCAACCCUAUUCUCUAGCAUCCCUCUGUAUAUGUCUGCCUUUCUUUCCUAUCCCUCCCUAUUUCCUCCCUCCACAUCUUCUCCUCUUAUCCACGUAUCCAAUCACCUCUGUCCUUAGGAGCCUGUCUAUUCCUCCACAUAUUUUCCUCCCAUCUCCCUUGGCCAUAAGUGCCAAGUUAUUGACCCUCAUAGUCAGGUAAGAACACGCAGCUGACCUUUCCAUGUUUCACUGUUUUGCCUGUACUGGAAGCUUGGGCUGAGUCUCAAAUUGCACCCUAUUUCUUAUAUAGUGCACUACUUUUGACCAGGGCACAUAGGGCUCUGGUCAUCUAUCCCGUAUUUAGGGAACUACUUUUGACCAGAAUCCUAUAGGGAUUAGGGUGUCAUUUAAGACUCGCACGGUGGUCUUCCAUUAUCCCUUCAUUCAUGUCACUGAAAGGUUUGGUGAUUAUGCAUCUGUCUUUUCCCUGUCCACUAAAAUCAAAUUUAGCUACGUUAAUGAGUGUGCACACGAUUUGAACACCUCCCCCUAUUUCUACUUAUCCUACUGUACUCUGUCUCUUUGUUUGUGUGUAUGAGUAGUAUUACAUUUCUAUGGGAUUGUUCUACAAAGACAAAGCUACUGUACUGUGCUGCUUUCAUUUCCAAGAUUUUGGGGUUUUGUCCUCAUAUAAUCAGAGCAGUUGUGGCUGGUGUCACUUUAAAUCGGAGGAUGGACUCAUUGUAAUGGCUGGAACGGAAUCAUUGGAAUGGCAUGGUUUUUAUGUGUUUGAUACAGUUCCAUUCCAGCCUAAUGGCUAUGAGCCGUCCUCCCUUCACCAGCCACCACUGAUUUCCAAGUUGUUGUUUUUUUGUUCUCUUAUGAUCAGAGUGAUACAGUGACCUUCAGUGGUUUAGUGGAGGGUAAACACAUGUAAACACUGUUUACGCACAUUUUUUAUUUUGCGUGAGCAUUUACCCACCUUUUGCUGAAGAAAUGCAUUAAAAAGAUAGGGAGCGUUACUUUAGUCACCGCGAACGGUGAUCAGUGUUUACCCACCUAUUUAUUAACCAAUGCAUCACUGGUGACCUUACUGUACAGCAUUUAACCCUAUAUGAAACCGUGUACUUACCAGUAGGUAACAGUAUGUGACUGUGUGUUACAGUAUGUGUAACAGUAGACUGUAUGUAACAGUGUGUAACUGUGUGUGUUCAGAGGAUGGGAGAGGAGAUGGAGAACCAGGCUCAGAUGUCCAUAGAGGAGAGGAAGCAGAUGAUCUCAACACGGGAGGAGUCCUGGGUGUCUAAAGGCAAGGGGGUGGCCAACGACUCUACCCAGUACACUGUGGCUGCACGCAUGGUCAAGAAAGGUUAGUAAACAGAGGCUGCACGCAUAGUCAAGAAAGGUUAGUACCCCGUGGCUGCACGCAUUGUCAAGAAAGGUUAGUACCCCGUGGCUGCACGCAUAGUCAAGAAAGGUUAGUACACCGUGGCUACAAGAAAGGUCAGAGCACGGUACACUCAUGGUCAACUUAAGCCGUCCGCAUGCUUCCCAGCCAAAACUGUUUGGAACAGUUUGUGCAUAAAUUAUGACAACAUUUUGUGAAGUUUUUACUUGUUUUGGCCAUUGGCAAGGGUUUCUUCGGCUGUUCGUGCACACAACAUUUUUUCUCGAGGCAAGCCGAAGUUCGUAAGCCAAAGUCUACACCCAUUUGUCGGUGAUUGGGCAACAGUAGGGAUUCUUCAAUUAAGUGUAGGUUGUCAUUCAACGAUAGAUAGACGACUUGUUUUUGUGAGAAAAAAAAUCUCUUGAGAAAUGUUGCACCAAACAUCCUAGUUAGAUGUAAAACCAAAGAAUGUGGAAGCCUUUACAGUCCACUGGAGACUCAUGAGGCUACCCAACUACAUGAAAACAAUUACAAUAAUAAUAUCAAAAUACUAUUUAUUUCACAAGGGGCAAUUAAUAGGCAGGAUUGCAGAUAUAUAACCACCAUACAUAACAAACAACAUAUGGCAUGAUCACAACUACACACCAAUAGAUAUUAAAGGAGACGUUUUUUUUUUCACAACCAAAUCUCAAUUUUUUAUAUAAAUGGCAUGUUAUAGAAGGGUCCAGACACCUUUUUUUGAGAUUUCACUUGUUUUUGAGAAACAGCCAAUCACUUCCUCAUCCUCGUUGUGCGGUAUGGGGCCCCUGAAAAAACAUGAUCAAAGGCUCCAAAAAUAUUACUUUUAGAAACGGCAAAUCUUUCAGUAUAGUGAUGCAGGUCUUCAGAUGUUGUACACAUGAAAUUGUGUCAUUCCUAACUUUAUCUGCAAGGUUAUAUUCCAUUUUGUUGAGACGUGAGCGAUACCUCUCUGUCCGUUCUACAGGUAACUGCCAAAAUAAAGAAAACACUUGAGUAAAUGUGGGAUACAAAGUAUAUUGAAAGCAGGUGCUUCCACACAGGAAGUUCCAGACACUUGUAGAAUCUAUGCCAAGGCGCAUCGAAGCUGUUCUGGUGGCUCGUGGUGGCCCAAAGCCCUAUUAAGACACUUUAUGUUGGUGUUUCCUUUAUUUUGACAGUUACCUGUAGCAGCAGGCUACACAGAGAAUGGAACAGCUGGAUAGGGGAAACGGCUUGAGUCGCACAAAAGGAAUAUAACGUUGCGGAUAAAGUUCAGAAUGACACAGUUUCAUGUGUACAACAUCUAAAGACCUGCAUCACUAUGCUGAGAGCUUUGCCAUUUAUAAAAAAAAGUGUGUUUUUGGAGCCUUUGUUCAAGUUCUUUCAGGACCCCAAACUGCACAACAAGGAUGAGAAAGUGAUUCGCUGUUUGGGGUAAGUUUAUAAAAAACAAGUGAAAUCACAAGGGUUUCUGGACCCUUCUAUAUAUAACGUUUCAUCUACAUAAGAAAAUUGAGAUUUGGUUGUAAAAAAGGAAACUUCUCCUGAUGUGUAAUGAUAAAAGGUCUAGCCAGAGGUUCCUAGAGGAUAGUGUGAUUUUCUCUCCUCUCAGUGUGGUUGUGUUUGCAGGUCUGGCAGCCUCCUCCUCAGUCAUCAGCCCCAUCCUGUCUCCUGUCUCCACCAAACUCAAGAGCAACGUGCCUACCAUCAAACCGCAGGAGGGUCAGUCAUACACGUACUGAAAGAUGCAAUGUAGGGUUGCAAAAUUCCAACCGAGAUUUGGGGAACAUUACCAGAAUUUUUCAACCCUAAUCACAAUUCUUUUAAAAUAUACAAUCACAACAUGACCAUACAAUAUCUGUCAGGAAUAUUUUUAACUCUGUUGUCUGAUUUUGUGUUUUAUCCACCAGAAAUCGAAGCCAGACCAGAGAUGAACUUGGAGUCGGAUAAAAAGCUGGAUAAAUUGGAGACAUUUUUGGGACGUCUGAACUGUAAAGGUUGGUGCUAAUAGUUUUUCAGUUGCCUCUACCCACGCCAUGAAAGGCUUUUCAGUUGCCUCUACCCACGCCAUGAAAGGCUUUUCAGUUGCCUCUACCCACGCCAUGAAAGGCUUUUCAGUUGCCUCUACCCACGCCAUGAAAGGCUUUUCAGUUGCCUCUACCCACGCCAUGAAAGGCUUUUCAGUUGCCUCUACCCACGCCAUGAAAGGCUUUUCAGUUGCCUCUACCCACGCCAUGAAAGGCUUUUCAGUUGCCUCUACCCACGCCAUGAAAGGCUUUUCAGUUGCCUCUACCCACGCCAUGAAAGGCUUUUCAGUUGCCUCUACCCACGCCAUGAAAGGCUUUUCAGUUGCCUCUACCCACGCCAUGAAAGGCUUUUCAGUUGCCUCUACCCACGCCAUGAAAGGCUUUUCAGUUGCCUCUACCCACGCCAUGAAAGGCUUUUCAGUUGCCUCUACCCACGCCAUGAAAGGCUUUUCAGUUGCCUCUACCCACGCCAUGAAAGGCUUUUCAGUUGCCUCUACCCACGCCAUGAAAGGCUUUUCAGUUGCCUCUACCCACGCCAUGAAAGGCUUUUCAGUUGCCUCUACCCACGCCAUGAAAGGCUUUUCAGUUGCCUCUACCCACGCCAUGAAAGGCUUUUCAGUUGCCUCUACCCACGCCAUGAAAGGCUUUUCAGUUGCCUCUACCCACGCCAUGAAAGGCUUUUCAGUUGCCUCUACCCACGCCAUGAAAGGCUUUUCAGUUGCCUCUACCCACGCCAUGAAAGGCUUUUCAGUUGCCUCUACCCACGCCAUGAAAGGCUUUUCAGUUGCCUCUACCCACGCCAUGAAAGGCUUUUCAGUUGCCUCUACCCACGCCAUGAAAGGCUUUUCAGUUGCCUCUACCCACGCCAUGAAAGGCUUUUCAGUUGCCUCUACCCACGCCAUGAAAGGCUUUUCAGUUGCCUCUACCCACGCCAUGAAAGGCUUUUCAGUUGCCUCUACCCACGCCAUGAAAGGCUUUUCAGUUGCCUCUACCCACGCCAUGAAAGGCUUUUCAGUGGCGUAGCUGGCUAAAGAUGUUAAAGAGUGUUGUGAGACAGAAGAUCAAAUAUCGAAUACCAGUGUGGGCUUGUGAGGAAGGAAGCUAUUCUGUUAAUCAAGCAGCGUGACGUCUGUUACAGUAGUCAUUUACAGUAGUGAUUGGACCUUUACUGUGUUUCUAUCAGUGGCAGGUCUUCAGGAGACCACCCUGACAGUGACAGAGAGGGAGCAGAUGGGCCGCUCUGGUUUGGACAAGGCUUACUUUUCUGUGUUUCCCCUAGUGGCAGGUCUUCAGGAGACCACCCUGACAGUGACAGAGAAGGCUGUGAAGGAGGUGAUGAGGAUGGAUGAUGAGAUCUUCUCCAAGUUCUACCGUCACGUGGCUGACUUCCCACGCAUGCCCAGCAGAAUCGAGAUCGACGAGGACUUUGACGCCAUCUUCGGCACUCAGGCGCCCAAGUAAGCAAAUGAUUUAACCAACUAAUGAUGUCUUUGCUCUAGGGCUGCAAAAUUCUGAUAACUUUCCCAAACAUUUUCCAGAAAUCCUGGUUGGAAUAUUCCUGGAAUAAGGAGGAAUUCUGGAAGCUGGAAAACUUGGGAAUUUUCAGAGUUACAGGAUUUCUGCAACCCUACUUUGGUCGGAGCAGACAUGUGAUAUUGGGUGUAGCUACAUUGUAUCUUUCACUACAUCUACAUGCCCUCUCUCCCCCCUUCCUGUCCCUUUCUCCCUCGCCCCCUCUCUUCCGCCCCUCUGUCCCUCCCUAUACAGGUUGACCUCAGCCAUAGCGCAGCACAAACGAGCAGUGAGACCAUCUAGGAACGUCCAGUCGUCUAAGAACCCGCUGAAGAUGCUGGCGGCCAGGGAGGACAUCAGACACGAGUACACUGAGCAGAGACUCAACAUCGGCCUCAUAGAGAGCAAGAGGAUCAAGGAUGAGAAGAGUGAGCGCGUGUGUGUGUGUGUGUGUGUGUGCGUGCGUGCGCGUGUGUGCAAGCCAGAGUGAGUGUGUGUGUGUGCGCGUGUUUAGUCCUCACACAUAAUGUCUAGCCCUCACACACUCCUCGUCCUGUGAGUUUUAGUGAAUAAGACUUCGGAGUACUCGGAUGCAGCCCUGGCUGGACUGGCCAGUAAGGAGAACUUCAGCAAUGUGAGUCUGAGGAGCGUCAACAUCUCAGAGCAGAUGUCCAACAACAGCGCUGUGCCGUACAAGAACCUCAUGCUGAUGCAGGUCAAAGGUGAGACGCCUACUGCAUUACUGAGCUUUGUUCAUUAGUGCACGUCUUUUCAAAGCAUAGAUACCUCCCUGUUUCUGUUUUAUUCAGUUUCAUACCUAAUGAAUAUGACCUAGAUGUGUCUGUAGUAUCUUUUCUAUACAUUUUGAGGCAUAUAGCAUAUAGCUAGCUACUCAUCGCACCCACCUUUAAGGUCCUGAAACGUCUGACAAACUUUGGUUUUGAGGCGAGCUGAAUCAAUUCAAGACCAGCAUUUAUUUUGACAUUGACCAACGUCAAUGUCAUAGCAAAAUAUGAACAGGACAGAGAAUAUUCUACAGCCAGGUUGUUCCUGAAUGAGGACAGGUGAGGACAGGUAAAGAGGACAAAUCAAGUUAUUUCUGGAGAACUCUGCGUCAUUGAAGUAGGAUGUUGCACCCAAAUGACAUCCUAUUCCCUUCAUAGUUCACUUCUUUUGACCAGGGCCUAAAUGGCUCUGGUCAAAAUUAGUGCACUUUUAGGGAAUAGGGUGCCAUUUGAGAUGCAGACUGAGUUUUUUUCUCUGACAUGGUUAACUCAGGAGUGAUUGUCCAUCAGAGUCUGGUAUGCAGGCAGGGCGGACCUGUGCUGUCCUUUAACCUCUGUGUGUGUGUGUGUGUGUGUGUGUGUGUGUGUGUGUGUGUGUGUGUGUGUUUAACCUGCUAGAGAGCGCACAAUAUUAGGGCCAGUCAUGCAGAGGGGAAAGAUAGAGAGAGGGUCAUGUUGGGAUAGUUAAAACAUGUGGUUGACACAUACAGUGGGGAGAACAAGUAUUUGAUACACUGCCGAUUUUGCAGGUUUUCCUACUUACAAAGCAUGUAGAGGUCUGUAAUUUUUAUCAUAGGUACACUUCAACUGUGAGAGACGGAAUCUAAAACAAAAAUCCAGAAAAUCACAUUGUAUGAUUUUUAAGUAAUUAAUUUGCAUUUUAUUGCAUGACAUAAGUAUUUGAUCACCUACCAACCAGUAAGAAUUCCGGCUCUCACAGACCUGUUAGUUUUUCUUUAAGAAGCCCUCCUGUUCUCCACUCAUUACCUGUAUCAACUGCACCUGUUUGAACUCGUUACCUGUAUAAAAGACACCUGUCCACACACUCAAUCAAACAGACUCCAACCUCUCCACAAUGGCCAAGACCAGAGAGAUGUGUAAGGACAUCAGGGCUAAAAUUGUAGACCUGCACAAGGCUGGGAUGGGCUACAGGACAAUAGGCAAGCAGCUUGGUGAGAAGGCAACAACUGUUGGCGCAAUUAUUAGAAAAUGGAAGAAGUUCAAGAUGACGGUCAAUCACCCUCGGUCUGGGGCUCCAUGCAAGAUCUCACCUUGUGGGGCAUCAAUGGUCAUGAGGAAGGUGACGGAUCAGCCCAGAACUACACAGCAGGACCUGGUCAAUGACCUGAAGAGAGCUAGGACCACAGUCUCAAAGAAAACCAUUAGUAACACACUACGCCGUCAUGGAUUAAAAUCCUGCAGCGCACGCAAGGUCCCCCUGCUCAAGCCAGCGCAUGUCCAGGCCCGUCUGAAGUUUGCCAAUGACCAUCUGGAUGAUCCAGAGGAGGAAUGGGAGAAGGUCAUUUGGUCUGAUGAGACAAAAAUAUAGCUUUUUGGUCUAAACUCCACUCGCUGUGUUUGGAGGAAGAAGAAGGAUGAGUACAACCCCAAGAACACCAUCCCAACCGUGACGCAUGGAGGUGGAAACAUCAUUCUUUGGGGAUGCUUUUCUGCAAAGGGGACAGGACGACUGCACCGUAUUGAGGGGAGGAUGGAUGGGGCCAUGUACCGCGAUAUCUUGGCCAACAACCUCCUUCCCUCAGUAAGAGCAUUGAAGAUGGGUUGUGGCUGGGUCUUCCAGUAUGACAACGACACGAAACACACAGCCAGGGCAACUAAGGAGUGGCUCCGUAAGUAGCAUCUCAAGGUCCUGGAGUGGCCUAGCCAGUCUCCAGACCUGAACCCAAUAGAAAAUCUUUGUCGGGAGCUGAAAGUCCGUAUUGCCCUGCGACAGCCCCGAAACCUGAAGGAUCUGGAGAAGGUCUGUAAAGAGGAGUGGGCCAAAAUCCCUGCUGCAGUGUGUGCAAACCUGGUCAAGACCUACAGGAAACGUAUGAUCUCUGUAAUUGCAAACAAAGGUUUCUGUACCAAAUAUUAAGUUCUGCUUUUCUGAUGUAUCAAAUACUUAUGUCAUGCAAUAAAAUGCAAAUUAAUUACUUAAAAAUCAUACAAUGUGAUUUUCUGGAUUUUUGUUUUAGAUUCCGUCUCUCACAGUUGAAGUGUACCUAUGAUAAAAAUGACAGACCUCUACAUGCUUUGUAAGUAGGAAAACCUGCAAAAUCGGCAGUGUAUCAAAUACUUGUUCUCCCCACUGUAUACGCAGAGGCACACAUACACACACACACACACACACACACAAACACUCACACACAAACACUCACACCAAAUGCAGAAUAUGAUUUCCGGUGCAGAUGUGACCGUGUCCACCUUCUAGACUAAAAUAAUCAAGCCAAGAAUAGCAGAGUUGCUCGGAUCAUGACAGACAACAACAUAAUUUACGUCAUAGUAUAACAAAAAUGUAUUGUAUCCUGAGCCUCAGGUUGCGUUCAAAAUGGCACCCUAUUCCCUAUAUAAUGUAGUGCACUACUUUUGAUCAGAGCCCUAUGGGCCCCUAUUCACUUGAGGCUUUUGUCAGGGAAUAUGGUACCAUGUAGUGCACUACUGUAUAUUGGGAAUAGGGUGCCAUUUCAGAAACAACCUCACCCUCUCUCUUAUCUACCCAGGCCGCCGUCACAUCCAGACCAGACUAGUGGAGCCCAGAGCCUCGACCCUGAACAGUGGCGACUGCUUCCUCCUGGUUACUCCUCAACACUGCUUUGUCUGGAUGGGAGAGUUCGCGAAUGUCAUCGAGAAAGCCAAAGUGAGUCCCUGUCUAUUGACUGUGUGUGUGUGUGUGUGUAUGUCUGUGUCUGUGUGUGUGUGUGUGUCCUUGUCUCUCUGACUGUGUCAGUGUGGAAUAAUAACUUUCAGGAUUAAGGAAAUGUCUUGUGUGUUAAUCCCAGUCCUCUGGGGUUGGGUUAGUUGUAAUUUGUGAUUAAAAGCUGGGGGUUAUUUUAGGGGGCAAGCAGAUGUUUAAUAAGGCCUUUUGGAUGGGAUUUUUAAGGAAGUGACUCCUUAUGUUACUUUAACAUGUCUCCCACACAGACACCAGCUGGUGAUGUGUUGUCGUGGUUUUCUGUUGAAGUAGACAUCUUUUCUGUGAUAAUGGUUAUCCUAUGGGCCCUGGUCAAAAGUAAUGCAGUUUAUAGGGAAUAGGGCCACAGACACACUGUUCAUUUGUGCUGUUCUCUCAUUGUAGCAGAGAGAGCUGUGCCAUCUGUUUCUACAGCAGCUCCCAUUCCCCAUGGAAGUGUCCUGUUUUUGUAUAGUACACAGUUUCAAACACACAGUGACUUUAGCUUGAUUCCCCCAGGAUACAUUGUUUUUCUCAACCCUUAUAUUUACUAUACUAGCUACAGUAUUUUUUACUUGUAUCAAAUCGGGUGUCAUUAGGCAGACAUCGAACUACAGUACGCCCACAGUUAGAGCAUGGAGACCCUUGAUCUCUCAAGAUGAAUGCUGACACGUCAUUAUAACAUAAAACACUACUGGUAUGACAAAACAAGCAGGCUCUGACAUUGGCCUUUGCAAGUAAAUCUAAUGCUGACCUUAGCCCCUUACAAGGCUGACAGUACUUGUAUUGUACUCUAUAUACGGUAUUGACAUGUACAGUGUAUGUAUUUUAGGUAGUGACAUUUUCUGCUGUUGUAUCUCUCUCGUACUGUAGGCUUCUGAGCUGGCAUUGUUUAUCCAGACUAAGAAGGAUCUGGGCUGCAGAGCGAGCCAGAUCCACACCAUCGAGGAAGGGGUCAACCCCCAGAGCCCUGCAGCCACAGAGUUCUGGAAGAUCCUGAGAGGACAGCAGACCUACCAGUGUAAGCAACAGCACCAGAGGCCAUGUCUGUGUCGCAAUUCUCCACCUCCUUGCACACUUCCUGUCAUUGAUCCGAAAGCAUUGGUGGAAUCACUGGCUGGAGGGAGUUUCCACCGUUGUUAAAUCAUGACGGGAAGUGUGCAAGUGCACACUUUGGGAAAGAGUGGAGAAUUGGGACUAAGUUAAUUUAGCUACAGGUCAUCAGAAGCCUUUAUCUUGAUAUCGUGUGUGUGUGUGUGUCUUCCUACAGCUGCCGGGCCACCGGAGGAGGAUGAGCUGUUUGAGAGUGCCAUAGUGGAGACUAACUGUAUCUUCCGUCUGCUGGAUGACAAGCUGGUUCCUGAUGAUGACCAGUGGGGGAAGGUUCCUCGCAGCACACUACUGGAGUCCAAAGAGGUACGUGACUGGACUCAUCAAGUAAGGCAUGUGAUAUAUCAGAAAUUGUGUAAUAGAAUUAUUGUCAACCUAAAAUAUUGUCAUAUAAUUAUAAAUACAGUUUAUACAGGUUUUAUACAAAAGUUCUGUAUAAAUAGCCUCUAAAAACCCUUAAAUUAGUAGGUGUUCUAAAACUUUUGACCGGUAGUGUACAUGUCAACAGACAUGGCUCAAUUUUAGUUUUCUUGGGAAGCUGUGAGUGCUAUUGUAAGAUACAAUAUCAGUACUUGCAUUUACAACUUGUCUAAGUCCUAUCAUCAACUGAUUUCAGCCAGUGUGUGGCUGUGGAUUGACUGAAUUGUUUGAAUUAAUGGAAUCAUUCCUCUAAAACUGGCUGGCUAGCUAGAUAACAAACAUACAGUGCAGAUACAUUCUUCAACUUCAUUAUUUUACACAAUAUCUUAUCCCAGCACUGGCAAACCAUGGUUGACCAACUCCCUGACCAAAAUGGCUGACCUUUAUCCCAUCAUAAGAAGGUUCAUAUCCAUGCUAGUAUUCUAAUUCCUAAUUCUAUGGUCCUAACCACAGAGAUCCUAUUAAAUUAAUUCCCAAUUAUAUGGUCCUAACUCUAAAUAUAUGACUCUGGUUUCCAUAUGUUGGACGUAGUUUGAUACCGUUCCAUUAAUUCCAUUCCAGCCAUUAAAAUGAGCCCGUCCUCCUAUAGCUCCUCCCACUAGCCUCCUCUGCUAUCAAUGAACUUCAUAUUAUUGCAACCAAAUGUUUACCGGAAUGGCCAUCAUUGUGCCCUAGCUGUUGCUCUGUGCCCAUUCUGAUGCCACACUGUCACACUGUUGUUGUUGUGCCCCACUGCAGGUGUUGGUGUUUGACUUUGGCAGUGAGGUGUAUGUGUGGCACGGUAAGGAGGUGACUCUGGCCCAGAGGAAAGUAGCCUUCCAGCUGGCUAAACACCUGUGGAACGGAACCUUUGACUACACCUGCUGUGAUAUCAACCCUCUGGACCCUGGAGGAUGCAAUACACUCAUACCCAGGCAGGCAACCAACAUACACACACACGCAGACAAACACGCACGCACAGACACACAAAAUCUCCACCACUUACUCAAAUCAUAACCUCAGGGACUGUUUGUCCUAGAUUUAUUUGUGUAUAGGCCUUGUGCUAAAGCCUGUGCUCUCACUCUCUUGUUCUCUGUGUGUGUGUGUGUCUACAGGAAGGGCCAGGGCCGUCCUGACUGGGCCAUAUUCGGUAGGCUGACAGGAGCACAAUGAGACUAACACUGUUCAAAGAGAGUUCAUGGAUGGGCAGAGCACUAAGGAAACAACAACCAAAAGAAAACCAAUGAGCAAGUCAGUGAGCAGAAAAGGAGGUGGGAUAUAUCUCGCUACGCGAGAGAAGAGAGAGCGGCGAUAGAGCGGAGAGAGAGAGAGAGAGAGAGAGAGAGAGAGAGAGAGGAGAGAGAGAGAUGAGAGAGAGAAGGCGAGAGAGAGAGAGAGAGAGAGAGGAGGCAGUAUGAGACGAGCGAGCAGAGAGGAGAGAGAGAGAGAGAGAGAGAAUAGAGAGGAGAGAUAUCUAUCUCUAUUCUCUCGCUCUCUCUCUCUCUCUCGUAUCUCUCUCUCUCUCUCUCUCUCUCUCUCUCUCUCUCUCUCUCUCUCUCUCUCUCUCUGUCUGUCUGUCUGUCUGUCUGUCUGUUUUCAUCAGACCCCAUGACCCAAUAGUUUUCUGAAUGACUCUCUCUCUCUACACCCCUCCCCCUCUCCCUUUCUCUCUCAGGAGACGCCGGGGUGGGAGUGCAGGCCCUAUGAUGCAGCAUUGAUGCUGCCUAUACUCCAGACAGCAGUCAGCACUGUGCUGGAUGGGUUGAAUGUGGGCCGAGGCCAUGGCUCUAUAGAAGGAGAGGACAGGAUGAGGACUCUAGAGAUCAGCACGGUGUCUGUGGAUGUCUGGCACAUCCUGGAAUUUGACUACAGGUCAGUUUCCCCCUUGAAUUAAUGAAUUUGAUUUGACAUAUUUGAAAUUACGUAUAGAUCUGCCUCAGCCAUUAGAGUACAACAAUACAUACAUUAAAAUUAUCUAGGAUUAAAAGCACAAUAAAGUCUACCACAAUUUCCAUUGUGGUCCUUACUAUUUAAAGUGCUGUGAACAUUGGAAAAAACGCUUUAUAAAUAUUGGAAUAUUCUUCUUAUUCCAGCCGGCUGCCCAAGCAGAGUAUAGGCCAGUUCCAUGAAGGAGAUGCGUAUGUUGUGAAGUGGAAGUACAUGGUGAGCGCAGCAGUUGGGAGGAGGCAGAACCCGGAGCAGAGGAGUGCAGGCCCUGGCAAAGAAAAGUGCUCCUACUUCUUCUGGCAGGGACGGAACUCCACCGUGAGCGAGAAAGGAACGUCAGCACUGAUGACAGUGGAGCUGGAUGAGGAGAGAGGGGCACAGGUACUGUCAACCCUAAAUACUAAGGCCGCAUCUCAAAUGGCACCCUAUUCCCUAUAUAGUGCACUCAUUUUAAACUAAGCCCCCAUACCAGUAUAUAGGGAACAGGGUGUCAUUUUAGAUGCAGUCUAAAUCCAUGCUUACAUGCAUCUUCUGUCACUGAUCUGAGAGCAGCCCUAGAUACAUAUGACCUGUGUCAGCGUUGUCCCUGUGUCUCUCUCCCAACAGGUCCAGGUACAGCAGGGGAAGGAGCUCCCUUGUUUCCUCCAGUGUUUCAACGGGGGGAUGAUCAUACACUGUGGGAAGAGAGAGGAGGAAGAGGAGAACACACAGAGUAGGGAUCUAUCCUGGUUAGCAGUAUGAUGUCAUAGCCCUCAGAAGAGUUGGUUAAGCAGUUAGAUGCAGCUCUACUGUAUUAUUAGGAGUGCUGUUGUGUGACUAGAGUUACACAAUUCCAGUAACUUUCCCCAAAUUCCCAGAAAUCCUGGUUGGAAAGUUACAGGAAUUGUGCAACCAUAUGUGUGAAUGUGUGCCAUGUUAGAGGGGCUUCUGUCUGUGUACCUGUGUGUCUGUGAUCAGGAGAAGUAGUACCAGUGUAUAUGUAUCAUACUGACCGCGCGUGUCCGUCUGCUACCAGCUGAUUGUCUGUACUGUGUGAGAGGGGAGGUCUCCUGACUAUGUUAUUACAAUGUAUUCCAGCUGAGUGGCGUCUGUACUGCGUGCGAGGGGAUGUCCCUGUAGAGGGCCACCUCCUGGAGGUAGUGUGUCACUGCGGCAGCCUGCGCUCCAGGAGCUCCAUGAUCCUCCUGAAUGUCAACAAGGCCCUCAUCUACCUGUGGCACGGCUGCAAGGCCCAGCAACACACACGCCUGGUGGGCCUCACCGCCGCACAGAGGAUCAAAGAACAGUGAGUCUCAAAUGGCACCAUAUUGCCAAAAUAGUGCACUACUUUUGACCAGGGCCCAUUAGCAUUCCUGAUAAUUUACUAUGCCAAGUAGUUGACCAGGAAAAAUUAUUGUCCCUAGUCAUGAAAUGUAUAAUGAAAUGUGUAAUAUGGGACAUCUGCGUCCCAAAUGACACCCUAUGCCCUAUAUAGUUCACUACAUUUGACCUGGGCCCCACUAUAUGGGGAAUAGGGUGCCAUUUGGGACACAACCUGUAUAUUGUAUGUGGAGGAUUUGAACCAUGUGUUGUCUGUUAGAUGUCCAUUGGAGGCGGGGCUCCAUAGCAGCAGUAAGGUGACAAUCACCGAGUGUGACGAGGGAUCAGAGCCCACGGGAUUCUGGGAUGUUGUCGGAAAGAAAGACAGGAAGGCCUACGACUGUAUGUUGCAAGGUACAGUAUAGUACUGUUGCGCACACACACACACACACACACACACACACACACACACACACACACACACACACACACACACACACACACAAUUGCAGUGAAAUGACUCAUUAAAGCAUAAACAGAUUGUUAGUGUGCUUGCUUCAAAAGAGCACUCUAGUUAUUCAUCAUACUUCGGACUUAAUAUUAUUAUUAUUUCUUUGUUUUAGAUCCGGGUAAAUUUAACUUCACCCCUCGGCUGUUCCAUCUGAGCAGUUCUUCAGGGGAGUUUGUAGCCACAGAGUUCUUCCACCCCUCCAGAGCUCCAGACCUGGUCAGCUCUCUGCCCUUCCUACAGGAGGAUCUGUACCAAGCCUCCCAGCCUGGUGAGUCCUACAAUAAAAUACAGUACAACACAACGCAAUGCAAUGCAGUGCAACACAACAUAACACAACACAAAUACUGUAUAUCAGUCUUGGAAGGGGAUUAGGUCUGCUUAAGGUUGAUUUACUUGCAAGCAAAUGUCAGAGCUUGUUUGUUUGAUUGUUCCCACCAGUAGUACCGUAAAGUUAGGUCCACAUUCAUCUUGAAUUCACUGUGGGCUUACUAUUGGAAAUAGCUGAUCUAAAAUUACUUUAUCUUCCUGUCCUCUUCCUGUAGCGUUGUUCCUGGUGGAUAACUUCCAUGAGGUGUACCUGUGGCAGGGCUGGUGGCCCCAGGACAGCGAGAGCCCCGGCUCCGCCAGGAUACGAUGGGACAUGGACAGGAAGUGUGCCAUGGAAACGGUGCUGCAGUACUGCAAAGGUAGAAUGUGAUGAUGUCAUCUGUUUGACAUCAGUGUGAUAUUACAAUUUAAAUAUGAUGUCAUCUCUGACCUCUUGUAUCUCUUGGUUAAAGUUUAAAAGGUGCAUACAUGGUGUUUAUCUUUUCAAGACCAUCUAGUUUCAUGUGGUCCUAUGUAGCUCAGUUGGUAGAGCAUGGCGCUUGUAACGCCAGGGUAGUGGGUUUGAUCCCCGGGACCACCCAUACGUAAAAAUGAAUGCACGCAUGACUGUAAGUCGCUUUGGAUGAAAGCGUCUGCUAAAUGGCAUUUUAUUGUACUGUUAACGUGCAAAGAUUUUCACUAAGGGCAUGUAUCUCUAGUUAGGAUUUGUUACUGAAGUGCAUCCUAUUCCCUAAAUGGUGCCCUAGUUGACAUCCCCAGGGCUAUGGUCAAAAUGAGUAGACUAUAUAGGGAAUAGGGUGCCAUUAGGGCCGCACCCUAAAUGGGUUGACUUCCUCCUGCAGAGAAGAAUGAGAAGAAGCCUCAGAAGUCGUAUCUGAUCCAUGCUGGUCUGGAGCCUCUCACAUUUACCAACAUGUUUCCCAGCUGGGAGCACAGAGAGGACAUCGCAGAGAUCACUGAGAGGGUGGGUUAUUCGGCACACACACACACACACACACACAUACUCUGGCCAUACAGCUCCCACAUACACACUCUGACCAUACAGCCCAUACACACACACACACACACACGUGCAGUGCUCUUAUGUCCUCUGUCUUGGAACCAUAACAGUAUGUGUGUGUGUCAGGAGGCGGAGGUGUGUAACCAGAUCAUCCUGGUGGAGGAUGUGCUGGCCAGGCUGUGCCAGAACACCUAUCCCCUGGCUGAGCUGCUGGCACGCCCACUUCCUGAGGGCGUCGACCCACUCCGCCUGGAGAUCUACCUAUCAGACCAGGACUUUGAGGUGAGUUCAAGUUCAAUGUUUUUAUUUAUCUAACGGCAAACCCUCUCUGAAAUAGUUGAUAAUGACAGAUUAAAGGAGUCCAGCUGCAGUUUAUAUUAAAUACACAAUGUGGUGAGAACACCCCCCUCACCAUUCAGCUCUGACACACUCUGUGAGAAAAGGAUACCUUGAUUUAAGAUUGAAUGGGCUGGUUUCCCAGACAAAGGUUAGGCCUAGUCCUAGACUAAAAAGCGAAUCUCAAUUGAGAAAGCUUUUUAGUCCAGGACUAGGCUAAAUCUUUGUCUGGGAAAUCGGCACAUUAUGUUUCUAAAUAUUGCUUUGUUGAAAUCAAUGCAUUGUAGUCAGGUUCAUCUCUGAUGUGUUUUGGACAUGCAGGAGACAUACAGUAUGUCCAUGUUAUACAUAAACCAGAGUGUGUUGCGGCAGGUAGCUUAGUGGUUAAGAACGUUGUGCCAGUAACCGAAAGGUCACUGGUUCUAAUCCCCGAGCCGACUAGGUGAAAAAUCUGUCGAUGUGCCCUUGAGCAAGGCACUUAACCCUAAUUGCUCCUGUAAGUCGCUCUGGAUAAGAGCGUCUGCUAAAUGAUAUAAAAAAUAAAAAAUAGUGUGUGUGUGUGUGAUCCCCUCUGUGUGUGAUGGAUGAAAAGGUCAAAGGGAUUUCCACAGAUAAGAAGCUCAACGCAGAACAUGUGAGAAGCAGCACCUUACUUCCUGACUGCAGCUUUGAAUAAGAGCUGUAUCUGUCACACUGUGUCCUGUACAUGAACUGAUAGUGACAGCGGGUGCGUCCCAAAUAGCCCCCUAUUCCCUCUAUAGUGCACUACUUUUGACAUGAGCCCUGGCCAAAAGUAGUGCACUAUAUAGGGAAUAGGAUACCAUUUGCGAUGGAGAGAGAGACAGACUGGCCCAGUCAGGUCACCCUCCAUUUCACACAUUACCUCUAAUCUGGGUGCACUCCUCUACUCUCCCACCAUUCAACAAGAGAGAGACCCUCUCCAUGUGUGUUUAUCUCUAUUUACAGAAUUCAACACACACACGAACACACACUGAAGGAGGACAGAGUGGGUCCAGCGUCGGAGCUCACUCUGUGUACUCAGGAAAUGAGUUCUCGCUCUCCUUGGGCGUCAACUCCCCUCCUCAAAUAGUGUGACCAUGGUUACAAUGAGGAUAGAGGGCCAGAGAGAUGUUUGGUCUUUGGUCUGUAGCAUGCCAAUGGCAGAGAUACCAGGGGCUGUAUGUAUCAAGCAUUUCAGAGUGGUGAUCUAGGAUCAGUUUAGCCUUUUAGAUCACAAUGAAUAAGAUUACAUGGACAGGGAUCCUAGAUCAGCACUCCUACUCUGAGAUGAUUGAUACCUACUGAUGUAAUUUAUGUGAUUACUUUCAGCUCCCUAUUAAUGUCUAAUAGCACUGUAAUAAACUCUGAGUCCAGGCUAACUUCUCCUCUCACCUUUCAGGCUGGGUUCUAGGGGAUUCAGGUAAGGCGAGUUAUUUAUGAUGCAGACUAUGAUAAAUGAGCACUGGUGAUUUUACUUGUCUUCAAGCACACAGCAUCUUCACUCACUGUAAUAACCUCUGACCACGCUGGUUCACUCUUCUUCUCCCUCUUCCUCUGGGCUGUAAUGCUUGCCUUCUCCACCUGCACCCCUCCACUCCACCUGUCUUUUCUUUCUUUCUCCACAGCAAGGCGGAGCACAGUGGAUCACUUCAUGUCUUUGUAGCAUGGGCUCAGGCGGUUUACUACAGUAUUAGAAAAAAGGGUUCCAAAAGGGUUCUUCGGUUGUCCCCAUAGGAGAACCCUUUUUGGUUCCAGGUAGAACUAUUUUGGAUUCCAUGUAGAACCCUCUGUGGAAAGGGUUUUACAUGGAACCCAAAAGGGAUCUACCUGGAACUAAAAAGGGAUCUACCUAGAACCAAAAAGGGUUUUCCUGUGGGGACAGCCGAAGAACUGUUUUAAGUUCUAAUAGAUCCUUUCUAAGAGUGUACUUCUGUGUAAAAUGUAUUUGGCUUUGCACUUUGGUGAGACCAGAGCAUGAUAAUCAAUGAUGGUUCACUAUUUGAUGUUACAUUGUUUUGAAUUCAAUGUGACUAUAUAUUGACCACCCUUGGUGACCUAUUGAGUAUCUUCCUCUCUUCACUCUGGCAGUGUAGUAAUUGGAGCUAUUUCUUUCCCCCAUGCAGAAAGCAUUGGACAUGAAGAGAGAGGAGUACGAAGGAUUGCCAGGGUGGAAGCAAGUGAACUUAAAGAAAGCUAAAGGACUGUUUUAGUGUAAAGUUAACCUGAUGAUGGUUGUGGAGAGAAAAAUAAAUUCAGCAACUCUUGGACGACAGUGGAAGUUUAUAAAAAUGCUUCUUUAUUGUUAAAACGAAUGCGUUUCGGCUCCUAGCCUUCAUCGGGUUGGUUGUGGAGAGAGGACACAGAGACUGUUGACAUGAUGGAGGCCACCAGGCUGUGUCCCCCAGAACUUCCUUCCCAGCGGUGUGACUGAACCCCAGUAGUGGCUGGUGACACUUUAAAUCAGUGGAUGGGCUCAUAGAUUCAGUUGAAUGGAAUCAAUGGAAAGGUAUCAAACUCAUGGUUUCCAAGAGUUUGAUACAAUUCCAUUCACUCCAUUCCAGCCAUUAUUAUGAGCCAUCCACCCCUCACCAGUUUCCUCUGCUGAACACACUCUCAGGGACAGCUUCUCUGAGUGGGUCACAGGGGGGAAAAAUGAAAGGAGGCUGGGGUGGAGGAUCUGCUGAGGUGUGCUAGCCUCAUGUAGCAUCGUGUUUUUACCUUUCAGUUAUGUAACUAUGUAGGAAAA